AUGGCAACUACUGACCAUUCCGAUUCUUUUGUUGGGAUCUCUUCUUCUGGAAAAGCUCUGUCUCAGAGAGUGGUGAAACAUGCCCUUGCAAUUAUACAUCUUUUGACCACUGAGGUAUGUUAUAGUAUCAGUAGGGACAGAGUGACCCUGCAAGACAGGAUGUCACAUUGUGAAAGAGUGAUACUCUGUGAUCGAUCGACUUUGGGUUAUAUGCUAAUGUUGGGAAGUGACUAUGGCAGUGUUAUACUGCAGGAUGACAUGAUGACCGUGUAAGUGUGACUGUGAGAGGUUGAUACUGCAGCGUGACACACAGACUGUGAGUGUGAAAAUUUGAAUAAGAUGAUCGCGCACACACAAUGGUAUAUAAUGUUCUGGAUACAGGUAUAUAAAAAUACCUCUGCACUGUAAACAUAAAAGACCAUCAUAGGGCAAUAUGUAUACAAUAAAAGCAUAUAGUUUAAAUAACUUCAAACGUUCACAAUAUUUAGAGCCAAUAUAAGUCAGCCCUAAACUAUUGUCAGGCGUUUCCGGUAUGUGGAGCCGGCCCCGCCCCCUUUCUGACGCGGCUCUCUUACGCUAUAUAGAGAGACAGCGCCAGAUUCAAACCGCUUGGUGAUUCUCGGAUCUGUUUCCGCGUUCAACGCCGGCUAAGCACUUCGCUCAUAAACUUUACCAAACCUUAAUUAUUAUAAAGGAUUUUUCCUCCUCAGUUCCUCUGAUCAAAGACUGUAUUGGAUCUCUAUUUGUCUCCCGAAAACCGGACUGUUUAUGUCAUUUAUCCCUUGGACUCAAGCUAUUCAUUCCCAUGGAGGACAACUCCCAUCAAUCUUAAGUAUACUAUUUACUUUUAUCUCUGAAGACUUACUUGCUAAUGAACUGUUUCUUGCUUGCUAUAAUCUGCAGUUACUUCCUAAUGAACUGUUACUUGCAUGCUAUAACCUGCAGUCACUAAAAUAUUAUUGCAAUCCUUAAAGGACCACUAUAGUGCCAGGAAAACAUACUCGUUUUCCUGGCACCCCCUCCUGCCCGGCUCUGGAAAGGGGAAAAGGGGCUAAACUUACCUUUUUCCAGUGCUGGGCGGAGAGCUCUCCUCCUCCGAUCCUCCUUCUCUCCUCCCCGUCGGCUGAAUGCGCACGCGCGGCAAGAGCUGUGCGCGCAUUCAGCCGGUCACAUAGGAAAGCAUUCAUAAUGCUUUCCUAUGGACGCUUGCGUGCUCUCACUGUGAAAAUCACAGUGAGAAGCACGCAAGCGCCUCUAGUGGCUGUCAAUGAGACAGCCACUAGAGGAUUAGGGGGAAGGCUUAACUCAUUCAUAAACAUAGCAGUUUCUCUGAAACUGCUAUGUUUAUGAAAAAAUGGGUUAACCCUAGCUGGACCUGGCACCCAGACCACUUCAUUAAGCUGAAGUGGUCUGGGUGCCUAGAGUGGUCCUUUAAGUCUUCUCCUUUUCCACUAACUGCCUUCAACCACCACUUUGCUUUAAAGCUACAGUAUCCUUAUUAAUUAAAAGAUUCUCCGCUUUCUUGCUAUUGUAAUUAAGGAGUUCUACAAGCUGCAGUUGAGUUCCAAUUUCAAAAUCCCUUGUAGCAUAACAGAAUCACCAAGCCUAAACAUGGAACCAGCAGAUGUGAAUUCCCAAAUUACUUCUUUAACCCAUAGAGUUGGCAUGCUCACUCAAGGCAUGCAGGAUUUACAAAUUGCUAAUUAGAGACUUCUUUCCUACAUUAGAGAAAUGCAAAAUAAGGUUACUCAUUCUUCAAGUGACCCUGCUGUCUGCAGCCCUGAAAAGUUUUAUGGAGAUCGCUCCAAAUAUAGAGAAUUUCUGAAUUCUUGUAAAUUAUUGUUUACGCUUAAACCCAGGUCAUACCCCACUGACAGGAUUAAAGUCUGUUGAAUAAUAUCCUACCUAAGGGGAGAACCUAUGUCUUGGGCACAUUCCUUUCUGGAAAAUGAGGACCAAAAUAAACAAGCUACUGCUGAUCUUACUAUUAGAUCUUUACAACAAAGAAAUCGACCUGUGGAAGAUUAUAUAGCUGAGUUCAAACGAUGGGCUUCGGAAACCCAAUGGAAUGAUAUAGCUCUGCGCAAUCAGUUCCGUUUAGGAUUAUCUGAAACUACCAUUAUCUAGAACUACUCUCCCUCCAAUGCUUGAUACAUUGAUUCAACUCUCUAUCAGUAUAGACAGAAGAAUCAGAGAACGUAAAGCAGAGAACGCACUCACUAAUUCACUUUGGAAAAAACCCAGUCCUCCCUUGCAAAUUCCUAAUAAAACCCUGCAACCAAUUGAACCUAUGGAAGUUGGGUUUAUUAGGGGACCUCUCUCUAUUGAAGAAAAAACAAGGAGGAGAGAAUUAAAUCUCUGCAUGUAUUGUGCCUCUAAUGAACAUCUUUUACAAGAAUGUCAUCUAUUAAAAUGCUCUAAGGAGCUUGAGAGUUCAAUUGUCUUUUUAAUCCCGGGAUGACCAGCAAGUGGAGAGUCAUGAAUUAAUUUUAGAAGUUUAUUCUGGAGUAAUGGAGAGUCAUGAAUUACCUUCCAUACCUCAGUAUUGAAAACCCUUCCCUCUUCCUCCUCUCAUCAGUUUGCUGUAUCUCUAAUUUUACAGUGGGACAAAGAAAGAAUCAAGACUGAGGCCAUUAUUGAUUCUGGAACUACGGGGGUGUUCAUAGAUUCUUAAUUUGUUGAAAACAAUAAAAUUCCUUAUGUGCAAAAAGCAUAUUUUGUCUCUAUCAGAGUUAUUGAUGGUUCUUUAAUCCCCUCUGGUCCAAUAAAAAAAAGAAACUAUUCCUAUUUUGGCAACUAUCAAUAAUAACCAUUCAGAAUUUCUCGUUUUCGGUUUAUUAUAAAAUCCCCCCUUUUUCCAAUCAUCUUGGGCAUCACCUCGUUACAAACUCAUAAUCCCUUCAUCUCUCUCUCCUAUGAGUCAGAUUAUUGUAAGGACAAUUGUGAUUCGUAUACUGCAAUUAAGUCAAGAAACUUUAAUACCGGAACAAUAUUCGGAGUUCUCUGAUGUGUUUAGUAAAAAAGAAGCUGAAUCUCUUCCUCCUCAUCGGAUUUAUGAUUGUCUUAUUGACCUAAUUCCUGGUGCUCCCAUCCCCUAUGGUCACAUAUACCCUCUUUCUGAGAAAGAAUUAGAAACCCUUAAGGAGUAACUUGAAGAAAACCUCCGUAAAGGAUUCAUACGUCCUUCUACUUCUCCUGCUGCUUCCGGGAUCUUCUUCGUAAGGAAUAAAGAUCAAACUAUACGUCCCAUAAUUGACUACCGUGCAUUAAAUAAAAUAACAGUUAAAAAACUUUACCCUCUACCUUUGAUUCCUGAACUUAUUGAAAGAUUAAGAACGGCAACUAUCUUCACCAAACUUGAUCUCAGAGGGGUUUACACAAGCUAAUUAGGAUUAAAGAAGAUGGUGAAUGGAAAACGGCUUUCCGUACUAGGUAUGGCCUCUUUGAAUAUUUGGUAAUGCUCCUGCUACUUUCCAACACUUCAUUAAUGAUAUUUUCAGAGACCUCUUAGACACUUGUGUCAUUAUUUAUCUAGAUGAUAUAUUAAUUUAUUCUGAUAACCUUAAAGACCAUAGGAAACCUGUACGCUGGGUGUUAUCCAGAUUAAGAAUUCACAAACUAUAUGCUAAACCAGAAAAAUGUUUAUUCGAAGUUAAAGAACUCAAUUUUCUUGGCUAUGUUAUUUCACCUCAUUCAAUAAGAAUGGAUGAUUCUAAAAUAAAAUGCAUUCUUAAUUGGCCAAUUCCUUCAUCUACCAAAGAUGUACAGAGAUUUCUGGGUUUUGCAAAUUUUCAUAGGAAGUUUAUCAAGAAUUUCUCUGAGAUAGCCCAUCCUCUCCAUACCCUUGCUGGUAACAAACAUCCCUUUAGUUGGAAUAACUACGCUCAAGAAGCUUUUGAUGAAUUAAAAAAUGGAUUUACAACUGCUCCUGUAUUACACCUUCCAAAUCCUUCAUAUCCUUAUGUUUUAGAAGUAGACACAUCUGAAAAUGCUAUUGGAGCAGUUCUCUCUCAACAAGACUCCUCAAGAGUCUUUUCUUUCAAGAUCCUUAACCUCAGCCGAGAAGAAUUAUCCUAUCGGAGAAAAAGAAUUGUUAGGCAUAAAAGUAGCUUUUGAGAAUUGUCGUCACCUUCUAGAGGGAAAUGAAAUUCCCAUCAUCGUUUAUACAGACCACAGGAAUCUUGAAUACCUCCAUACCAACAAAACUUUAUCCUCCAGACAAAUAAGAUUGAAUCUUUUUUUUGACCGGUUCAAUUUUCAAAUAGUCUAUAGACCUGGAUCUCGUAACAAAAAAGCUGAUGCUCUUUCCAGAAUUCCUCGUAGUCCAUCCUCAGAAGAGAAGGCCUUCUCAAUAUUGUCAAACAAUAAAUUUAUUGGACUUACAACUACCAUAUUGGAUGAACUCAAACAAUUAUCUCUUAAAGAACUUGAAUUACCUUCCACUCCUAAAUUGCUCAAAAAAGAUGGAAUCUUUUAUUUCAAAAAUAGGAUUUAUAUUCCUCCAAAACUCCGGAAUAAACCUCUAAAAUUAAUUCAUGACUCUCCACUUGCUGGACAUCCCGGGAUUAAAAAGACAAUUGAACUCUCAACUAUACAAUAUUGAUGGCCUCGUCAAGAUAAAACCAUUGAAACUUAUGUUAAGUCUUGUCCAGUUUGUUAAAGAUCCAAAGCAGAACAUCACCUUCCUUACGGAUUAUUGAUGGGGUUACCAGUCCCUGUGUGACCUUGGCAAUCUAUUAUUAUGGAUUUUAUGGUGGAACUCCCUCCUUCACACAAAUAGACCACCAUACUUGUUGUUGUAGACCGUUUCACGAAAAUGUCUCAUUUCAUUCCCUUAAAAAAGUUACCCUCAUCCAAAGUAUUCAUAGAUAAUAUAAUCAAAUUACAUGGAUUCCCUGAAGAAAUAAUCUCAGACAGAGGUACCCAAUUCACUUCACGAUUCUGGAAGGAAAUGUGUUCCUCUCUUCAAAUCCAACGUAAACUCUCUUCAGCAUACCAUCCUCAAACCAAUGGCCAAACAGAGCGAGUCAAUCAAUGUUUGGAACAAUACCUUCGUUGUUAUUGCACAUAUUUACAAGAUGAUUGGAUUAAUUGGUUACCUAUGGCUGGAUUUGCCUAUAAUAAUUCCAUACACUCAAGCAGCAAGAUGACUCCAUUCUUUUUGAAUUAUGGAUUCCAUCCCUCUCUGUUUCCCGAUGAUCCCAAGGCAACUUCUAACCCGAUGGUUUCUAUUCAAAAUACGGAAAUGUCCUCAUUGUUUAAUCAAUUAAAGAAAAACCUUGAAAGUUCUAUGGUCUUGCAUAAAAAGAAUUAUAAUAUUAAAAGGAGAGCUCCUCCUAAAUAUAAAGUUGGUGAUACAGUUUGGCUAUCCUCAAGGAAUAUUUCUACAACCUGUCCUUUCCUUGGUCCUUUUCAAAUUGAAUCCAUUAUUAAUGAAAGCGCUAUGAAAUUGAAACUCCCUCCUUCACUUAAGCUUCAUCCUGUUUUCCAUGUUUCCCUUCUAAAGCCUUUUCUCCCUGAUCCCUUCCAUAGAGAACAACUGUCAAAGCCUGACCCCAUUAUAGUUCAAGGUGAAAAGGAAUAUGAAUUCUUCUGAUGUACAUGCUAAAAAGUUGAUCUCUGCCUUUCACAAACGUUACCCUGAUAAACCGAAGUAAUAGCACCCUGAGUGUGCUCCUUAGGUGGGGGGGUCCUGUCAGGCCGUAUCUGUUCCGGUAUGCAGAGCUUUCUGUCGCGGCUCUCUUACUUAUAUAGAGAGACCGCGCCAGAUUCAAACCGCUUGGUGAUUCUCGGAUCUACUUCCGCGUUGAACACUGGCUAAGCACUUCGCUCAUAAACUACCGAACCUUGGAUUAUUAUAAAGGAUUUUUCCUCCUCAGUUCCUCUGACCAAGGACUGCAUUGGAUCUCUAUUUGUCUCCUGAAAACCGGACUGUUUAUGUAUUUAUCCCUUAGACUCAAGCUAUUCAUUCCCAUGGAGAACAACUCCCAUCAAUCUUAAGUAUACUAUUUACUUUUACCUCUGAAGACUUACUUCCUAAUGAACUGUUACUUGCAUGCUAUAACCUGCAGUCACUAAAAUAUUAUUGCAAUCCUUAAGUCUUCUCCUUUUCCACAAACUGCCUUCAACCACCUCUUUGCUUUAAAGUUACAGUAUCCUUAUUAAUUAAAAGAUUCUCCGCUUUCUUGCUAUUGUAAUUAAGGAGUUCUACAAGCUGCAGUUGAGUUCCAAUUUCAAAAUCCCUUGUAGCAUAACAACUAUGCAGGCAGAUUCAUCAGUAAUCUGAUGUUGAGGACAGGUAUAUUUUCAUCAUCCAGUCAUCCAGAAAGCUAGUGAAAUUCUUCUGUGUAAGGCUUCAGGAAACAGAUGGAUACAGCUAAAACUUUUAUUAAACAUAAAUAUAAUAAAAGCAAGCACAACGCUUUUCGACCAUAAGCAUAGAUCUUCCUCAGCUACAUGUUAAUACACAAGUGCGCAAACGCCCUUAUAUACCAUUACAAAAAUCGUAAGAAGUGUGUUCAUUACUAUACAAAAACACUCCCCUUUCCAUAUAUGGAAGAUGUCCCUUGCAGUUCUGCCCACUCAAUAUGGAGGAUGGGCCAUGCCGUCCCUUAUAGACACUCAUGACCCUCCCAAGAUGGCCGCGGGUCCAUUCCGGACUACGAUAGCCAAAUACUGUCCGUGGCUUGUCUUCGCGGUGGAUGUAGGUGACGUCUUUCCAGUAUCCAUGCGAUGCACAUCCAAGGAUCACCCACAAUGGAAAUUUCUGAAGUCCAACAUCCUGUGUGAUCCGAACGUCCCAUAGUCUCAAUAUGUCGGUAGAGUUCAGACUAAAAUUCAUAGAGCUGUAGCCACUAGUAGUUGCCAUCAUCAGCCGUGGCUACAAAAUAUUCCUAAAGGCCAAUUCUUAAGUUUGAAGAGAAAUUGUUCGGACCAGACAGACUUUUUAUUUUUUUUCAAUUUGACAAUUUUUAUUCUUUUGUGGUACAGAAAGGAAAAAAUGGGUAAGGGAAACAGGGAAAAUUGCAGAUAAGCCAGUUUUACAACACUUCAGUACAUUACAGUGUUAUGGUGUUAUAGCAUAACUUUAUUCAGCUUCAUCUGUGCAACUGUCUUUUCGUAACGGUAGGUGAUCAACCUUAGUGUGGUGUUGUAGUAUCGGGGUUGGGGCGGAGAUUCGCUCCCUUUUAGGUGGGCCCUAAACCUCCUUUGGUGGCUGUCUGCCAUGUGGGGUAAAGGGUAAUCGGGGAAAUUAACUGGGUUUAACCGUAAAAACUAGUAUGUCUUCCCUGAGUUGUUUCUUUCUGCUCAGUCAAUUUUGUUCUGUCUCUUUUGGCUACUGCUGAGGGACCCAUCCCCGUCUAGGGACCCAUCCCUCUAUAAAGGCUGCCCAUAUUUCUUUUGUUGUGGUGCUCCCUUUGCCUACUUUUGUUUGUUGCCACACUAUUGUAUCGUAUUCCAGUGUAGUGGAGACCAGUGUGGUUACUUCCGCUAUGGAGGGGAUUGUUGGGGUUUUCCAGUGGCGAGCUAAUAAUGUGGAGGCCGAGGAGAGGAUGAGGAACAUUAGUUUAGCCAUACAGUGUGGCAUGUUAAUAGGCAAGAGUUUGAGUAAAAAGGUUUUGCAUUCUAAUAUGCACCCUGUAGCGCCUCGUAUGAGCUCUUCUAUUUGUCUCCAGUACGGCUGGAUUGUGGCGCAGGUCCACCAGAUGUGGAGCAUUGCUCCCUCCUGGGUUAGGCACCUCCAGCAUCUGUCGCUCGUGUUAGGGUACAUUUUCUUAAGACGUGCGGGUGUCAUGUACCAUCUAUAGAGUAGUUUUCGAGAUGACUCCAUUCGUCCUGUGUGAGGUCACUGCCUAUAUCUUUGCCAUUCAGCUUGGAACCGCCAAUUGGGUUCAGUGUUGUGUGCAGUAAUCAGUUUAUAGCAAACUGACAGUGUUUUUUGGGUUGGGAGUUGGUGUAGGCACAUCCUCUCAAAGGUAGUGAGAGUGGCGUCAAAUGUGGGUGAGGGGUCCUCGUCUUUGGUGUCACCUAUUAGUGCUUUGAGUUGCCAGUAGGAGAACGUUAGUCGCUGUGGUAGGUCGUGUGUGGACUGUAUGUUCGGGAGCGGAUGUAGGCCUUGUGGGGUGCAUAGUUGGUGGAGGUGUGUGAGGUUGCAGGCCCCCCCACACUCUGUGUGGGAAUGUAUCGUUACAUAGGUUGAUUGUGUGUGUGUGUAGUGGCGUCGCCAUGGACCACGGUCUGGCGGAGCAGAACGUGUCUCUGGAUUUGUCCCAUGUGUUGUACAGAAGUUUAGUGAGCGGGUAGUGUGCUCAGGGGUGUAAACCUUAACCAUCUGGGUAUCCACAUAGCUGCUGCGAGGUCUGGUGUCCCUCCGCAGCUGGCCUCGAUCUCCAUCCAUUGGGGGGUGUAUGAGUUGGAGUGCAUAGCCAGGAUGUUAGCUGUUUGUGUUGCCAAGUAGUACACCUUAAGAUUUGGGAAUCCGAGUCCCCCUUUGUCUGUCGGGCGCAUGAGUAGUGUUCUAGGGACCCUGGGAUGCUUCCCUCCCCAGCUAAAUUUAAUCAGGCUAGAUUGUAGCCUUUGUAGGUACCACUGUGGCAGGGGUAUCUGCAGGGAGCGGAGCAUGUAGAGGAUUUUUGGUAGGAUUGUCAUUUUGAUAGCCGCUAUGUUGCCCAACCAUGACAGAAACUUGUUCUGCCAUGAGUGUAGUAUGUGCUCUACUUCUUUGGCUAGUUUAAUGUAGUUAGUAGCAAAGAGGUCUGUGUGUUUUUUGGUUAGUUUUAUGCCUAGAAACGUGAGAGUCAUCUCUCCAGUCGUAUUGAAAGUCGGUAUCUCUCUUCCUCUUCUUUUGAAAUGUUUAUGCACAUGGCUUAAGUUUUAGUUAGGUUUAGCUGAUAGUAUGAUUGCCUGCUGUAAUCUCGUAUUUCUUUGUGUAGGUUUGGGAGUGAUAUGGUCGGAUUGGUGAGGGGUGAGUAGGAUGUCCUCUGCAAAUAGGUUCAAUUUAUAUUCCUUGCUUCCUAUGGUGACCCCUUUGAUAUCCUGAUUGGUUCUGAUAGCUAUUGCUAGUGGCUCCAGGGCAAGCACAUAAAGCAGUGGGGAGAGGGGGCAGCCCUGCCGUGUGCCGUUGGUAAUUAUGAAUGGGGUGGAACUGAAUCUGGAAUUUAGCACUGUAGCUGAUGGGGAACUGUAUAGGGCCUUCACCACAUUGAGAAAUUCGGGUGGGAAUCCAUACCCGUGCAGCGCACUUUGCAAAAACCGCCAGUUAAGGCGGUCAAACGCUUUUUCAGCGUCCAGUGAGAGGAGUGUGCUUUGUGUUUUGGAUCUGUUAAGGUUAUGUAACAUGUCUAGUACUUUCCUCGAGUUGUCUGGUCCUUGCCUGCCCGACACAAAUCCCACUUGGUCUGUAGAUAUCAGACCCGGUAAGAUUGUUUUUAAGCCUUUCUGCGUAUACCUUGGCGUUCAGUUUGGCAUCUGCAUUUAGCAGAGAGAUGGGCCUGAAGUUUUGGCAUAUUGUUGGUGGUUUUCCUGGCUUGGGCAGGGUGAUAAUAUGGGCUGCAAGGAAUUCGGUCGGGAGGAUGCCCUGUUGCCUGACAGACUUUAUUAAUCAAUCUUCUUUAAAAAAAAAAAAAAAAAAACAAUAAAAAAAGUAUUUGUGCAAAAAGGUUAUUAUGAGCUUAGUAUCCCAAAAAACAUUGAUAUCAUCAAUGAAUUUGAUCGAUCACAAUUAUUACUAUAUAGAAAAGGCGACACAAUAAUUGAAGACAAAUUCCACUCAAUUUUAUUUACUGUAGUAACAUCGGCGUUCUAAAAAGAAUUGUAAAUAAAAAUGAGCACAUACUGAGACGAGCAGGAUAUUCAGGAUUUUAAAGGAGACAAACCAAAAUUCAUUUUUACAGGGGCAAAAAAUUUGAAACAUUUUAAUUUCUAGUUAUGUUGAAAAAGUAAAAGGAAAUAAUUUUCUGGAGGAUUGGUCCAAAAAACAAAGGUUUUUUUUACCACUGUGUCAAUUGCAAUGCUUGCAAAAUUACUUUUAUUACUUAGAAAAAAGGAUUUUAAUAUUAAAUCUUUUAUCACAUGUGAGUCUAAAAAUUAAAUUUAUCUUCUGAGAUGCACAUGUGGCUUUCAAUAUAUAGGGAAAUCGUCUAGGUCACUGAAAACGAGUAUUAAUGAACAUAUCAGAAAUAUUAAUCGGAUUUUUAAACCACAGUGUGUCAAACACUUUUUAGAUAUACAUAAUAAUGGAAUUUAUGGCAAUUGAGAAAGUUAAGACUCAUUGGAGGGGAGGAAAUAGGGUUUUUAAUUUAAAUAAAAAAGAAAUCAAUUGGAUUUUUGAGCUGCAGACUUUGUGCCAUAAAGGGCUAAAUAUUGAGAUUGGAACACUUCUCUAAGAAACCUUUUUUAAGAUGCUUAUUCCUUUUAAUAUUAAAAGGUUUUUAUAAUAUACACCUUUUAGAGAUAUUUUUGUUUUCUUCUCUAGUUCCAGUAUUAAGGUGUCUUAUGUUUUCUUUCCGUGAUUAUUUUAUGACUAAUUUACUGUUUUAUGCCCUGAAUGCUUUUUCCCCUUAUUAUGCCCUUAUCCAAUAUGGGGAUCUAUGAACUUUACUCUGAAUUCUACUGACAUAUUGAGACUAUGGGACGUUCGGAUCACACAGGAAGCUGGACUUCAUCCAUUUUCAUUGUGGGUGAACCUUAUGUGGAACACAUGGAUACUGGAAAGACGUCACCAACAUCUGCCGCGAAGACGAGCCACGUACCCAUGAUGAUUGCGUUGUGGCGAAAGUAACCUCGCCACUGGUUUUUAGAGGGGCCUGUUUCCCAGCCUUCUGCCCUACGAGUGUGGCCCUUUAAGACCCGUCUGUAGGCACAUUGUGACCUUGGUGAACAAUGUCCCUUUAAGACUAUGGCCCCUGGAAGAUAUUUCCUGUUAAAGACUAUUUUGGCAGAUUGGAUUUUAAAAGACUCUUGCUGCCCCUUUAAAUUGUAUUGGAGCAGUUCUCCAGCUUUAAUUUGGCACUUUGGAUGCAGCCGAAGUGCCGGAGUAGUCGAAGUGGCCACCAUUCGGCAAACUAACACGUGGCGGCGGCCAUCUUUGUUCAUUCGAACGAGGUCAGCGGUAUGUGUAGCCAAAUCCAUGGAACUGAAAUCGUCUACACAUUUCAACGAACACCGCUGACCCUUACCUUCUCCUACACUCUGUUUGCUGCUGCAGAGACUAAGUCCCGUUCGAAGAUUCGAAUGCACAUUCGAAUGGGACUGUUACAAACUGCUAUUUGUAACUUGCCCUUUAAAUGGGAAAUUGCCCUGCUUCCCUGGGUUGUGGAGAAGCCGAUUUGCCAGCCUCCUUCCACAUGACUAUGGCCCCUGGGAGACUGUGAAAAUGUAUGCACUUUUAUUUGGUGUGUAUGGCCCUUUAAGACUGUCGGUGGGCAUAUUGGGGCUUAUGGACUCUUUAUGGGACUGGUGCUGGCCCUUUAAGCACCUUUUUGGGACAUCAGGAAGAUUGGGACACUGCCCCUUUAAGACGGUGUCCCCAGACUUGUUUGGGACACUGCCCCUUUAAGACGGUGUCCCCUGUGUCCCCAGACCUGCUUAAAACCCUUUGUGCCUGGUUAUUUCCCACUUGGUUCAGUAAAUGGGACUCACUGAACCAAGUACCACACAGGCAGACCACCCAGAAGUGGAAGUGUGCAGGCAAUUUACCUCCCAGAAGCUGCGGUUAACCGCAGCUUAAUUGACAAUGCUGGGUGGCCUUUGUUCGUUUGACGAACACGUGGCGGCGGCCAUCUUUGUUAAUGUGAACGAGGUCAGUGGUAUGUUUAGCCAAAUUCAUGGAACUAAAAUCGGCUACACAUUUCCGCGAACACCACUGAGCUCUACCUUAUCCCACAAUGAGUUUACAGCUGCAGAGACUAAGUCCCAUUCGGCGAUGGGACUUAGUCGUUUUUUCAGCCUGAAAUAGACCGACCACACAGCCCAAAUCUAUGGAACUGUUUUGGGCAGGAAAAUGUGCUUGCGGUCGGUCAUAAAGGGACCUCCAGCUAACUUUUUAACCCCUGGAUGGAUUUGGCUGAUUUUUGGUUAAGUUUAUGUGUGCUGAUUAAUAAUAUGUAAUUGUUAUGAAGAUUGGAUGUGUAGUUUUAAAGUUACAGUGUAUGGAUAAAAACUGUAUUUUUACUGCCUGUGUUUAAUUAUGUUAACCCAUUGUGUACCAUAAUUAGAUCACAGGCAGAGGGGAGGAUUUUUGUGUGUAAUUGCUGGGAGUGUUUCUGUAAUGUACGUUUAUUAUUGGUUGUUGUGUAAAACCCUGUGGGUGGUCCUGUCUCAGAGAAACCUGCAUAAAAGAAGGUUCUUUAUGUGCCAAUAAACAGAAUGACUUGACCCUCUUACUUGCAGCCUUGACUCAUGUUUGUAGGGGACAGCUAUAAUCACUACAGGGAUUGCUAUGCGCUUCAUACUCCCUUAACUACUGAGCUCUUGUAAGAGCUCUUGUUCCUGUUCCUGCUUCGCUCUACAGAAGGAAGAGGUUCACCUACUGGAACCUGGAGCCUGGUCGUAGGUCCAGGGUGGAUAGCAGACGGCGAGAUCCUAGCCCAGCAGCGGUGGUUCGUGGAGUCUGCAGUACUUAUGGUGGUCUACGCAGUACUUAUGGUGUCUACGUUGCUGAUGGUCCUUUGGCGCUAGGAGCAUCCUUUCUACGGUCCAACUUUCAGCCAGCCUGGAGGCAACCCUAACAGGGACUUAGUCAUUUUUCAGUGUGAAUUCGACCGACCGCACAGCCCAAAUCUAUGAAACUAUUUUGGGCAGGAAAAUGUGCCUGUGGUCGGUCACAAAGGACAUCCGACUAACUUUUGAACUAAUGGAAGGAUUUGCAUGAUUUUUGAGUAUGUUUAUAUUUCAAGUAUGCUGAUUAAUAAUAUGUGUUUUUUAUGACGAUUGAAUGUAUAGUUUUGGAGUUAUGAAAGUUAGGUAAAAAGUAUGUUUUAAAAGGUACGGAUAAUUGGGUUACCUUUUAGGCUAAGGGGAGGAGAUGUGUGGGAUGUCAUUGUGUGGGUAUUGUAUAAUUGUCUGUGGGUGUCUCCCUUACAUGGGAGAAUUGCAUAAAAGCAGAGUGUGUGUCAUUAAACCACAGUUCUUCUUCACCUUCAAUCUAGAGUCUUGUCUCUUAUUGGGGGAAUUGCUAUAUCACUACAAGGUCACUACAUGCUCCCUUGGAUAAUCACUUCUAAGCUCUUGUCAGAGCUGGUUCCUGCUUCACUCUCUUGGAGGAGAGGUUCACCCACUAGAACCUGGAGCCUUGUCGUUGGUCCAGGGUGGGUUGGAGACGGCGAGACAUCAACCAAGCUGCGGCGGUUCGUGGGGUCUGCGAUGGUUGUGGUGUCUGGCGGAGCGCUUGGAGCCCUCUGUAAGUGCUAGGAGCAUCCUUCAACUGAGGUACCCAGUCGGGGUGCCAGGUGAUCUGUUACACGCGUCACCGGACGUUAUGUCAUCAAUGGAAGUAUUUGGCUUUUGUGUUUAAUAAAAGUUUUACCGGUAUCCAUCUGGUUCCUGAAUCGUUAUACAGAAGAAUUAACUAUCUUUCCGGAGGGCCAGAUGAUGAAAAUCAUAUUCAUAUAAUCAAUUGUAUACAUAUUGCCCUAUGAUGGUCUUUUAUGUUUACAAUGCAUUGGUAUUUUUUUAUACCUGUAUCCCGAACAUUAUAUACCAUUGUGUGUGCGCGCGAUCACCUUAUUCAAAUUUUUAUUGUACAUAUGUACUAAAUGCUUUUUGUGACCAAGCACUUGUGUGAUGUUUUAGCUGCACUGUUUUUUUUUUUUUUUUUUACUCACCUAUAUAUAUAUUUUUAUUGGAUGGUAGAGCUACCUUUCCCUUUUUUUUUUUACCUUUUCACCAACUCAUGGUGACAGAAUGUCCGAAAGUCUAUAAAGUGAUACUGGGGAGUUGAUGUAGGAUGAUCCCAUGCACUGGAUAUUAUUUAUGUCUUCAUUAUAGGGUAAUGCACUGGUACCUGCGGAAAAUGGGCUUUGUCUGUCUCUUGACAAAAGAACUGAUGGAAAGAGGCUGGCAAUGGGACGAACCAUGAAGCUGGUACUAGGGAUCAUUCACCUUAUGAAUGAGGUGAGUCUGCAAGACUAUUACCCUCCAAUCACAUGUUAAAUUGACCAGAGUACAUCUAAAAAUAGGUUGGUUGAUCCACUAAUGAUUAGCUGUCAAGGGCUGCAUUAUAUCAGAUUUAUUGACCACAGCUCAGUACUGUGUAUCUAUACAGAGAGUCACUAACCUUCCCCCACAAACCUACAAUCUAUUCCCUUUAAGAAUAUAGACCCACCAGGUAUAGCUAACUGCAACCUAACCUACACAGUGCACCUAACGUGUGUGGGAGCCUGGAGUGUGCCUUUUAAUAAUAUAAACCCACCAAGUAUAACUGUAACCUAACCUACACAGUGCAUAUAACGUGCGUGAUAGCCUGGAGUGUCCCUUUAAUAAUAUAAACCCACCCAGUAUAACUAAUUGUAACCUAACCUACACAGUGCACCUAACGUGUGUUGGAGCCUGGAGCUUUUCUUUAAUAAUAUAAACCCACCCAGCAUAACUAACUGUAACCUAACCUACACAGUGCACCUAACGUGUGUGGGUGCCUGGAGUGUCCCUUUAAUAAUAUAAACCCACCCAGUAUAACUGUAACCUAACCUACACAGUGCACCUAACGUGUGGGUGCCUGGAGUGUCCCUUUAAUAAUAUAAACCCACCCAGUAUAACUGUAACCUAACCUACACAAUGCAGCUAACGUGUGUGGGAGCCUGGAGUGUCCCUCUAAUAAUGUAAACCCACCCAGUAUAACUAAAUGUAACCUAACCUACACAGUGCACCUAACGUGUGUGGGAGCCUGGAGUGUCCCUUUAAUAAUAUAAACCCCCCCCAGUAUAACUGUAACCUAACCUACACAGUGCAGCUAAUGUGUGUGGGAGCCCGGAGUGUCCCUUUAAUAAUAUAAACCCACCCAGUAUAACUGUAACGUAACCUACACAGUGUAUCUAACGUGUGUGGGAGCCUGGAGUGUCCCUUUAAUAAUAUAAACCCACCCAGUAUAACUAACUGUAACCUAACCUACAUAGUGCAUCUAAUGUGUGUGGGAGCCUGGAGUGUCCCUUUAAUAAUAUAAACCCACCCAGUAUAACUGUAACCUAACCUACACAGUGCACCUAACGUGUGUGGGAGCCUGGAGUGUCCCUUUAAUAAUAUAAACCCACCCAGUAUAACUGUAACCUAACCUACACAAUGCAGCUAACGUGUGUGGGAGCCUGGAGUGUCCCUUUAAUAAUAUAAACCCACCCAGUAUAACUAAAUGUAACCUAACCUACACAGUGCAGCUAACGUGUGUGGGAGCCUGGAGUGUCCCUUUAAUAAUAUAAACCCACCCAGUAUAACUGUAACGUAACCUACACAGUGUAUCUAACGUGUGUGGGAGCCUGGAGUGUCCCUUUAAUAAUAUAAACCCACCCAGUAUAACUAAAUGUAACCUAACCUACACAGUGCACCUAACGUGUGUGGGAGCCUGGAGUGUCCCUUUAAUAAUAUAAACCCCCCCAGUAUAACUGUAACCUAACCUACACAGUGCAGCUAACGUGUGUGGGAGCCUGGAGUGUCCCUUUAAUAAUAUAAACCCACCCAGUAUAACUGUAACCUAACCUACACAGUGUAUCUAACGUGUGUGGGAGCCUGGAGUGUCCCUUUAAUAAUAUAAACCCACCCAGUAUAACUAACUGUAACCUAACCUACAUGGUGCAUCUAACAUGUGUGGGAGCCUGGAGUGUCCCUUUAAUAAUAUAAACCCACCCAGUAUAACUAAAUGUAACCUAACCUACACAGUGCACCUAACGUGUGUGGGAGCCUGGAGUGUCCCUUUAAUAAUAUAAACCCACCCAGUAUAACUAAAUGUAACCUAACCUACACAGUGCACCUAACGUGUGUGGGAGCCUGGAGUGUCCCUUUAAUAAUAUAAACCCCCCCAGUAUAACUGUAACCUAACCUACACAGUGCAGCUAACGUGUGUGGGAGCCCGGAGUGUCCCUUUAAUAAUAUAAACCCACCCAGUAUAACUAACUGUAACCUAACCUACACAGUGCAUCUAACGUGUGUGGGAGCCUGGAGUGUCCCUUUAAUAAUAUAAACCCACCCAGUAUAACUAACUGUAACCUAACCUACCCAGUGCAUCUAACGUGUGUGGGAGCCUGGAGUGUCCCUUUAAUAAUAUAAACCCACCCAGUAUAACUAACUGUAACCUAACCUACACAGUGCACCUAACGUGUGUGGGAGCCUGGAGUGUCCCUUUAAUAAUAUAAACCCACCCAGUAUAACUAACUGUAACCUAACCUACACAGUGCAUCUAACGUGUGUGGGAGCCUGGAGUGUCCCUUUAAUAAUAUAAACCCACCCAGUAUAACUAACUGUAACCUAACCUACACAGUGCAUCUAAUGUGUGUGGGAGCCUGGAGAUUUGUCUCUAAAGUCUCCAAAAAAACAAUAUUCCUUCCUGAAUUUUCUAAAAUGAAUUUGUCAGUUUUGUAACAAGAGGUGUGUGUGUAUUGUAUGGCCUUCAUAUUAAUUAAUUUAUUUGUAUUUUAGAGUCCAUUGCAGUUUGAUGACGUUGUUAACUUUUCGGAAGAAGAAUGGGGGUGUCUUGAAAGAGAACAAAGAUAUCUCUAUAAUGAAUUAAUGACAGAGAAUGACCAGACCCUGCAGUCCCUUGGUAAUUACAAUUAGUACAAUAAUACAAUGGAUAUUUUUAGCAAUUAUGAAAAUAAUUUUUCAGGCAAUAGUAAAGGAACAGAAUAAACUCAAUUAAUACCCCCAAUUCUCUAAAUAAAUACUACUUGUCACGAUCUAUGUAAGACCAAUGUAGUAUUCCAAAUAAAAUAUCAGCAGAUAUAGGAAAUUUUAAAUGCAAUCUUUGUAUAAAUUUAAGACACAAAAAAACUUAACAAAUCUAAAUCUUACGUUUUUGUACAAAUGAAUUAGCAAAUAUAUUUAGAGGUUUGUAAUUAGAUCUUUAAAUUCCUUUGGUAUUCAGAUAAUCCCAAUUAGCAUCUUAUUCCACAGUGCAGACCCCGUUAUAUAUGGAAAUAAAUAUAAAAUGAAAGUGUGUUAAAAAGUAUCUAUCUCCCUAAAAAUCAGACCUGAAGCGAGUUGCUCGGCUUCCCGGGUAUUGUAAUUUAAAGGACUAAUUACAAAACUCUAAAUAUUUGCUAAUUCAUUUGUUCAAAAACUUAAGAUUUAUAUUUAAGUUUUUUUGUGCCUUUUAAAUUUCCUAUAUCUGACUAUAUUUUAUUUGAAAUACUACAUCGGUCUUACAUAGAUCGUGACAAGUAGUAUAUGUAUUUAGAGAAUUGGGGGUAUUGAGUUCAUUCUGUAUAUGGUAUAUUGUAGGUUCUACACUUUUUUAUUUUUUAAGUACUACUUAUCUACUCUUUAAAUUUGGCGCUCCACUAAAAUCAAAUAUAUUACAAUAGUAAAGCCACACUCAAAUUAAAUAUCUCUAUUCACACGGUACUGUGCUAAAGAUUUAGACACAUGUUAAAAACUGCUAUAACUUAAAGGACCACUCUAGGCACUCAGACCACUUCAGCUUAAUGAAGUGGUCUGGGUGCCAGGUCCAGCUAGGGUUAACCCAUUUUUUCAUAAUUAUAGCAGUUUCAGAGAAACUGCUAUAAUUAUGAAUGGGUUAAGCCUUCCCCCUAAUCCUCUAGUGGCUGUCUCAUUGACAGCCACUAGAGGCGCUUGCGUGCUUCUCACUGUGAUUUUCACAGUGAGAGCACGCAAGCGUCCAUAGGAUUGUUUUUCAACCCACAUAUUAGAUUGAUCAUCAUUAGCACUUGUUUAGUCCUCUUUGUAAUUGUUCAAUCAUGCACCUGACUAUAGCUUCAAUUUAAUAUUUUUGGAAUACGUUUUUCAAAUGAUAUAAUAUUUUGAAAAUGAUUUAAUAUGUUUUGAUAUACUUUCUUUGAAAGUACUAUAAACACAGAUAUAUAUUAUUUUAGGUUUUUAUAAAAAAAUAUUAAAUUGAGGGCGGAGCCUGACCGGGGAGCUGAACAGACGCACUAUCUGUGAGCUCCCGAGCCUAGACCCGAUACUCGACGACAAUCGUGGGAAAGCCUCACAAUCCUGAUCCACAACUUACUUCAUCGUGUAAUACCAAAGCUGGGGAUCCCGAAGAUACCACACACACCCGGUUUGCCCGCUGAAUUGCCGGGUCGGAGGCUUGGGGCCUACACCAUGCAAAGCAGGGGAGAGGCGGCCGCUCUCCCAGCUCACCAAAGCAUGUGGCACCCGAAGCAUCGGGCGUACCCUCCCUCCCUUGGACCGGUGGGGGUUAUCCCGGUCCCAAUCGUCCAAACCAGUCUGCCUAGAGGGUCGGUAAACGACAAGACAGGCCUAAAACGAGCAAUAAAGCAGCAAACCACUCGCUGCCCUAAGAUGGCGGACACGCAGCCCAACAAAGACCUUGCAGCACCAGAACCCAAACACAGCAUCUGCGAAUCCCUAGACACCCGCCUGGAAAAGCUGUUUGCAAACUUCUGGGCUAAAGUGGAGGCUCGACAUGCUGCCGCACAAGCACAGGUGCAGGCGAGUGAGAGCUCAACCUGGAACAUGGAAAGGGUCAACCACGGAGGUCCUGGGAAGUCCUCGGGCAUAAAACGCACUGCACAGAUCGCAUCUCCCCACACAAGCCCAUCCGGGCUGAGGGCCCCGAGGGGCAAAGCCCCGCUGCAUCCCCCGCACAGGUGGAGGCCUGCACGCCACAGGCGGCGAAACACCACCGCAGCCUCCAGACCUACCUUUUCAAGGAAGGACCCGGCCUAUAUAAGUCCCCGAGUCCGCGGUGAAAUGAUGCUGGCCCCACAACAAGCCUGGAGCAGGAGGGCAAUACCAGCAUGCCUCUGGCGGUUCAAUGACACUGGCGACCACCGUUCUAAGCAGGCAGACAAAGCCUCCAGAUCGGGCAUCGGCUGAUACAAAACGGACUGACUCACGUAAAAGCGUAUAUGUUUUAUUUUAACUUGUUUUAUUUUAUUUUAGGCUUGUUGCCACCUAUGCUACCUAUCUCUUAAAUGCCAUAACUAGUAGCCAACUAGCAAGCUAACGUAUUGACAGUAAACACUCGAGUCUUAAAAACAAAAAAUGGGCUGAUACCGCAUGCCACAGAAUGUUUAAAAUGUGUACUUCUUUUUGCCUGUGCUUAAUUGGUCUGCCGUGUUCAAACUCUAUAAUGCAUCUCUGUACGCUGUAUCACGUUACUCAUCUGAUUACUCAUGCAUAUCCAACCUAAACCGUUGCCCCCUGAUGCAUUGGUACCAUUCUUGUCAUACUACCCACCAUGUUAUUUUACUGUUGGGGUACCCUGCAAUACUACCUUAUGUUAUUAAACCCAAUUAGCUCUAACAUACUUCCAGCUAUAGAUUCAAUCUUGUAUUACUCGCAAAAAAUACAUAAAAUGUGCAAUGUAUGAGAAGCCAAACCAUUGUUAUUGAUUGUUUGUUAUUAGGCUAGCACUAGCUGUUGUGGCUGUGCGAAUUUUGUCUGUUAUCUAAUGCACGACCAAAAUAAAGAAUUUAAAAAAAAAAAAUAUAUAUAUUAAAUUGAGGCCUACCUGCCUACAAAAUCCCUGACACUGUGUAAGUGUACCUACAUGAAUUGAUACCGUGUUAAAGACAAUGACACACCAAAUAUUGAUUUAUAUUUUUCCUCUGUUCACUCACUUUGCCAUGUAAAUCAAAUCAAUAUUUGGUGUGCCUUUGUUUUCAAUGAAGGCUGCAGGGGCUGCUCUCUGCAGCUUACGUAUAUGUUUCUGCAUUUGUGAGUGGCCAGCAAAGAGGACUUAAAUAGCAGGCCAGUUCUCUGGAGGUCUCAUCCCCACCUCUACGACACCUUACUUAUCCAAAUCAUUAUUUCUUUUCAGAAUGUCACAAGAAUCCAUCCCAAUAAUCUGUCUACUGUUGAACGAAAAACUCAGCACACCAGUCAGGCCUGGGUCUCCGAAGGAAAUUCUCACCCUUUCUUUGUUCGUCCUAUACAUCCAUACCCCUCAUACAGCCCUAUUUUGUCACCCAGCAACUCAGGACUAACAUUAAGUACUCUGCCUUCCACUACAAUACCUCUACACAUGGCCCUCACCAAGCCUUCACUUCAUACGUUUACACAUGGUCCACUACGGGCACUAUGGCAAUACCGGCCCCUCAUUUGGGCAGUUACUUACGUCAAUUUCGGCCCCACAUUUGGGCAACUACAUACGUCUAAUUUCUAAUAUACGAGGGAUAAAGAAUACAACCUUUCAUACUACAUUCCUAAUAUUACACACAACCUCGUUAGGCCCACGCAUGUCAUUCCCUCUCUCGGCACACACCCGAGAACCCGGUACCUAUCACUAUGUUUUUAACAUAUCCAGGCUUCUUGGGUCUGUCACAAAUUUAACUGUUUAGUCCCUCUUACCACUCCUUCAUCCCACGCACUAGACUGGGAGGCGGGCAGAAGGACAAGCGGGGCUGACCAUUACUUUCCGGGCAAAGAGCGGGCGAGCUAUGACUUUAAUGCUGGGGUAUGCUAUUUUCACUACAUACAGGGUAUCACACAUCCGCUUCAUCUGCUCCAGAACUCACAUCUAGUCCACAUAUACAGCCUGUCUGUCACCCAAGAUACCCCUAACUAGGUCAACAUUGACAUGCUUGUAUACUAUCUGCAUUUACACCAAGCUGGGCAUAUGGUAGAUUCUGAUGCCGGCAUUCUCACAAAGGUCUCACACGGGCCUUGGCGCCAACCCCACGGGUACACUUGUAUUAUCUACAUCUAUUGACCCACUUACGGUGGACCACCUUCUGUCCACAUCAAUCAUAUGCUGGUUUCACGAUCGGCCCUUUCCGGUCUUCACGUUUUCUCAUCUUGGUGUACCACUCCCAUCGGUGUAGCCAUUCACAGUACCCAAAUACGUUUGAUCAUAGACCUCUUCGCACCGCCCCUCUGCAGAAACCCUCUGCUGGCCGCUCCUAAAUAUAUUCAGGUGUCCAUCAGUCAUCCACGUUCUGGAUAAAUUUUUGUUGAUUUCACGGGUUCACAAACACCUAACAGUAUUCACACCACUACACCCCCCAUCCUUUUCAGUCGGUCCCUCUUCCAGGCUUGCUUUCUGAGGCAUAGUAUUGGACUCCACUACUUCUCAAGCCAGCCUCCCAGACGUUCUGUUCUGCAUUAGGAAUGGAUUUGUCCUGCUCCUGCUGAGUGUUGCGCACAAUAGGAGGGGGCCUCAGUCCUGGUUUAGGCUCCUCAACUUUGUUGUGCGUAUCAUUCCGCAGGGUUGGUCUCUUGUCCCCGGACUACUUAAAUUUGCUUCAUGAGGUACCAACCCCUGCCCAACCAUUCGGGUGAUCCAGCCAGGGCAGUUUUACACAAUUGGACUAGUUUUUCGGCCGCAUGGAUUGGGAUCUCGGUCAUUCCCCCACUUUCAAAACACUCACUUUCUAUUCACACAGACACAGCAGCACACACAGGGUUUGCAGCCUUUUUUUCAGCAACCACUCGUUAGGGACGCCUGGCCCACUGAGUCGGAUGCCUUGCCGGCCUUUGGAGAGACCUCUACUUUGUUGGAGAUAUCUACCCUUUCGCGGUGGCCUCCCUCACUCUGGGUCAUCUUUGGACCGGCAAGGCAGUGGAAUGCUGCUCUGACGACUCCACAGCCUGCGAUUUCAUUAGCAAGGACGGUCAUACUCACCGCCACUGUGGCUGAUUCAGCAGACAGCAACCCCUCAGCUCUUUCUGGUCUACGUUUACAUUCCUGGUGUCUACUACACAGCCGCUGACACUCUCGCACGCUCUCAUUUUAAGGUCUUCUUUCAGGCACUCCCUAUGAUCCACUACAUGUCAUCCGGGAUACCACCAUUCCAUGAGCUAAUCUUGGACUAAGCACACAAUUACACCACGUACAGGUGCGCUUGCUUCACACAGUUUCACUACUACUCUAUCACUCACGCCAGGGCCUUGUAUAUUGUACAUGUCACAGUUAGAGUUUGCUUGAAUUUUGCGGUGAGUUUUGCAGUUAAAUAUGGUUUAUUUUUUUGCCUCUUUCUCCAAACCUACAAAUCCAGCAUCUUACUUAAACCUCCUAUGCUGUCACUCCGCUUUAUGUCUCCAAGGUCAACCAUACACUAUCAUUCCUAAUCCACGUCUAAACCUUCCAUUAGGGUGGAGCUACAUCAUGGCUUCCUUCACUGGCCUCUCUGUCACAAAGCGCUGCAUCAGCAGCUUCAAGCUCUUACACCCCACUCUACAUCACUAAGUGUCGGGGCCACGGGCAAUCCUCAGCGCAGUUACAUAUAUACCUCAAUCAGAGUAAAAGCUCCUCACAAGCUUUCAGUACCCACGCUGUAUAAACUUGCAUACAUUGUGUUUUCUUUGAAUCCUCUUUUGCCCUCUUUUACAGGCCUACUCGUACGUUGGUUUCGGCACACCUCCCAACUUUACUACUUCUUCUACAUCCCAUUACAUAUUAGAUAAAUUCCGAGCACAAAUAUAUAUAUAUAUAUAUAUAUAUUGUAACGGACCGUUUUGCACAAAAGGGGAAAAAAACGUUUAGGCGAUCGACCCCCUUUUCGGAGAUGCAGGCACAGCUACUGCAGAACACCAAACACACGAACCGCCAAUAAGUGAAUGCUCCAAACUCCCGAAUGGCAUCCAAUAUAGCACUCCAAAUACACGAACAGGAACCAUAUGAAUUGCUGCUACCAGACGAAUAGGAAAAGCAUCCAAGCGGCUUACACUCCUAGCAAUCAGUCUCUAUCAGCAUUCAGUAAAUCCCCCAAAGACGAGACAAGGCUCCGUGUUGAGGGUCAAGCAGUGGUCUGUUUAAUGAGGGCUACCUGCCCGGCUUUUAUGCAGGUCUCCCACCUGGUGGACACUCCCCUAUGGGACCAAAUGGGAGACUGUAAAACAUAUUGGACAGUAGCCAAUCGCAGUGGCUUCAAUAAUAGCCCUUCCCAUCUUACCCAUAAAUCCGUCUUCUCUACCCCGGAGAUAAUUAGGAAGAAACCUAAUUAUCUCCCAAGGUAGAGACAAUCGCCAUUUUAACUUACAGUAAUAAAAAUACAUUAAAAUACAUAACUGAAGAAAUACCGAAUGCAUAUAGUUCGUGUAACGUAUCCCCAGACAGCCUGGAUCUGAGUGCAUGUUUUCACUGAAUAGCGCUCAGAUCCGAUGUAUCUAGUCGAAUCGCCAUGGAGUCAAAGUCUUUCACCAGUCCUUCGGUAUACGAAUGACUCCAUGGGACGGCUGUCUGGGUAAAAGUCCAUACGAAUGAAUAAAAACUCCUGAACGACCGACUUUCGCAUGCCUUGUCGAAAUGGAAGGUAGGCAGCAGCUUCCAGCGGUGUUUGGUAGUUUAAGUGUCCGUUUUUAGUUCCAUACAGUUUGUACCGAACACCGCUAUGCGUUCGUAUGUCCCAAAAUGGCCGCUGCCUCGUGGUCGACAUGCGAACGACGACCACCCAUACGAAUGGAAUGGAGAGGUGUCUGCGGUUAACCACAACGCUCUAAUUGGGGCCAAGAGGUUAACCAGCAGCACACUCCUCUCCUGGGUGGUCGUUCGUUCGGUAGUUUCAAUCGGUAGUUUGCAAAUUACACGAACGGGGGUAUAUGAACAGGCAAUCCAGCGAACAAAGGGAAACAGACGAACCAGCAAUACAGAUGAAUCUGUCACACGGCUCCCCCCUUGUGGGACACUCCGGCAGACCCGGCUUGACCCUUUGGCGGGUCAACGUGGGGAUGACCGGACUAAGAUGGGGUGAGGAUGUCGGUUUGCCUGGACAAUCCAUCUGCAUUCCCGUUCUGCUUACCGGGUCGAUAACUGAUGGUGAAGUUAUAGGGUUGAAGGGCUAAACUCCACCUCAGCAGUCUACCAUUGUCUCCUGAGACCCGGUUAAGCCAGACAAGGGGAUUGUGGUCCGUCACCAGGGAAAAUUCCUGUCCAUAUAAAUACGGGCUUAACUUUUUCAAUGCCCAUACCAGGGCCAAACACUCCUUCUCCACUGCCGCAUAACUCACUUCUCUGGGUAACAGCUUUCUACUGAGAUAUGCGACAGGGUGCUCUCCUCCAUCUUCCCCGACCUGGCUCAGCACAGCCCCCAGUCCAUACAUGGAAGCAUCUGUAUGAACGAGAAAACGUUUGUUAGGGACUGGGGCAGCCAGGACAGGGGCAUUCACAAGAGCUUGUUUGAGUGCUUGAAACGCAGCUUCACAAGCUGGAGACCACAGGACCUGUUUAGGGAGAUUUUUCUUUGUCAGGUCAGUCAGGGGUUUAGCAAUAGUGCUGUAGUCGGGGACAAAGCGUCUAUAGUACCCUGCUGUCCCUAGGAAGGCUAACACCUGGGUCUUGGUGAUAGGUGUGGGCCAGUUAGCUACUGCCUCUAUCUUGGCUGGCUCUGGUCUCUGGCUCCCACACCCUACUCUGUGACCCAGGUACUGCACUUCAGCCAUGCCUAAAUGGCACUUCUCUGGCUUCAAUGUCAGGCCAGCGGCCCGAAUCUUGUCCAGUACUACCCCUACAUGUACUAGGUGUUCUUCCCAGGACUCACUGUAGAUCGCAAUGUCGUCCAGGUAUGCACAAGCAAAUUCCUGGAAUCCAUCAAGAAGUCUAUCCACCAUACGCUGGAAGGUAGCCGGUGCAUUCUUCAUCCCAAAUGGCAUGACCUUAAAUUGGUACAGGCCAAAUGGGGUGACGAAGGCCGACUUGGGGAUAGCAUGCUCGGCCAGGGGAAUCUGCCAGUAGCCUUUGCACAGGUCUAUGGUGGUCAGAUAGCGUCCCCUGGCAAUGCGAUCUAAUAAUUCAUCUACCCGGGGCAUUGGGUAGGCGUCAGUGGUGGUCUGCUUAUUGAGACGCCUGUAGUCCACACAGAACCGGGUGGUCCCAUCCUUCUUGGGCACCAGGACUACAGGCGAGGCCCAAGGGCUAUCGGAGUGUUCGAUGACCCCCAGCUGGGUCAUCUCCUGUAUCUCCUUCCGCAUUCCUUCCCGGACUGCUUCAGGGAUACGGUAAGGGGGUUGUCGCAGAGGGUUCUGUCCAGGGGUUUCUACCUUGUGUACAGCUAGGGUAGUGUAACCAGGUUCUUGGGAGAAGGUCGCCUGCUUUUCCCACAGAAGCUGUCUUGCCUGGCCCUUCUCGGUGGAGCUCAAUCUGUCCCCUAGCUGUACCAGGCUAGUAAGAUCCGUCUGGGGGUCCCUCUCUAACAGAUCUGGUAAGGGUAAACUUUCUGUAUCAUCUGCAGCAGGGGCACAUACUGCAGCGACAUUCUCUGGUCUCUCCUGAUACUCCUUUAGCAUGUUCACAUGGAAGGAUCGCUGGAUCCCUUCAUCUGAACAGCUGGCUAUAAGGUAGGUAGUAUCACAUAUCUGUGCUAACACCUUAUACGGGCCCUGCCAAGAUGCCUGCAUCUUGUUUGCCUUCAUAGGUUUGAGUACUAACACUUUCUGCCCAACCUGGAAGACUCGCUGUCGGGCACCCCGAUCGUACCACCUCUUCUGUCUCCCCUGAGCCACCUGGAGAUUCUCCCUUACCAUUAGGGACAGUUUCUCCAUGCGGUCCCGGAGUUCCAGAACAUACGGUACUAUGGGGGUCCCUUCCUGCUCUGUCUCCCCCUCCCAGUGGCCUCUAAUGAGAUCUAGGGGUCCGCGGACCCUUCUCCCAUAUAGCAACUCAAGGGGGGAGAACCCAGUAGAUUCCUGAGGCACCUCUCUGUAGGAAAACAACAGAUGAGGCAGGAAUCGCUCCCAGUUUCUGCAAGUGUCAGAAAAGGUCCUCAGCAUCUGUUUGAGGGUACCGUUAAAUCGCUCGCAGAGACCGUUAGUCUGUGGAUGGUAAGGUGAGCUAAGCAGCGGUUUAAUGCCGCACACCUUCCACAGUUGCUGGGUGAGCACAGCGGUGAAUUGGGUUCCCUGGUCAGAGAGAAUCUCUUGAGGGAACCCGACUCUGGUAAAAAUCCUAACCAGGGCAUCAGCAACUGUCUCUGCCUCUAUAUUAGACAGCGCUACUGCCUCUGGAUAGCGAGUGGCAUAAUCCACCACGGUGAGAAUAUAUUUCUUACCGGAUGGACUAGCCCUGGCCAGUGGACCCACAAUGUCAACGGCUAUGCGGGCAAAGGGCUCCCCAAUGAUAGGCAUAGACAUAAGCCUAGCUCUUGGGUGGUCCCCCCGCUUUCCUACCCGUUGACAUGUUUCACACGUACUGCAGUAUGUCCGAACAGCCUGAUUAAAGUUUGGCCAAAAGAAGUUCUGCAUGAUCCUAUAGGCUGUGCGGCGGGAACCUAGAUGUUCAGCUAGGGGAACAUCAUGCCCUAUCCGCAGAAUCUCCUGCCGGUAUUUUGCGGGCACCACCAGCUGUCGAUUCGGCGGAGGGGCAACACUUUUCGGGGAAAGCUUCCCCAAGCUUUCCCCGAAAAGUGUUGCCCCUCCGCCUAUACAACCUGUCCCCCACCCACUCAUACCGUUCCCCAUCUAAUCCUUCCUCUCCAGUAUCUGCUCUGUCCCUAUACUUCUGGAGUGUCGAAUCUGUCUGAGUUUCCCUCCCAAACUCCUCUGGGGAAUCCCAGCUAAUAAAAGUCUGUUCUAGGGUACCAGUCGGGGACUCGGUUCUUACCUGGGUCUCAGCAGCAGGUGGGCUGGUUCCAGCAGCACGGGUCUGGGCACGGGUAGUCACUGGGUUGAUAUCGGCAGGUCCCAUUGGCGCAUAAGCGGACACCAAAGGGGCCAAGUCAUUCCCAAGCAAAACAUCAGCAGGCAAGUCUUUCAUGACCCCCACAUUCACGUGUCCAGAGCCCACCCCCCAAUCCAAGUGAACCCGGGCAACUGGUAAACGGAACACUGCACCUCCCGCCACCCUCACUGCCACAGUAUUUCCAGUGUGUUGGUGUUCUGAAACAAGGUUCUUUUGGAGCAAAGUCAUAGUGGCUCCGGUGUCUCUCAGACCAGUUACUGCUUUGCCAUUCAGUUUAACGGUCUGCCUGUGCUGUUGACGGUUAUCCUGCUGCGCUGCUUGUACUGGAUCCGCCUCAUGUAGUAUACCCCAAAAUUCCUCCUGCUCAAGACAGUGAGCGGAAGGUUGGGGUGGCUGCUGUUUUCCGCCGGCUGGUCUUCUCCACGACUGGGCUUGGCUGGAAUUGUUUAGUGGGCACUCGGGUCGCUUGUGCCCCAACUGCUUACACCCAUAGCACCGGAUAGGCUGUGAGUAAUCCCGGGCGUUGAACCGGGUUGGCUGAAUAUAAUUGUUCGCUGUUGGCAUGGUGGGGGCGCGUUGCGCUGGGUGUUGGUACACUGCAGUGGUUGGAGGGGCCGCUGGUUUGUACUCCACUCGGGUAGGGACCUUGGCUGCUGUCUGGUCCAGUUUCCUGGCAUCAGUGUACUCAUCAGCCAGACGAGCAGCUUCGGGUAAGGUAGUGGGUUUACGGUCCCUAACCCAUUCUCUGACUCCUGCAGGUAAGCGGUCAAAGCAGUGCUCCAACAAAAAUACUUGCAGCACUUCUUCCCCAGUUACCGCUUGGCACCCUGCCAUCCAGUGGGCUGCUGUGCGGUGUACUCGGCAUGCCCACUCAACAUAAGAAUCAGCAGCCUGCUUGUUAGUGUCCCGGAUUCGCCGCCGGUAUGCCUCAGGGGUCACAGUGUAUCUGGCCAAAAGGGCAUCUUUCACUGCACUGUAGCUGGUAAUUUCCUCCUCUGGGAUGGCCCGAAACGCCUCACUGGCCCGGCCGGAUAACUUCCCAGAGAGGAUGGUGACCCAUUCCCCUGCGGGUACCUGGUGUAAGGCACAUUGCCUUUCAAAAUCAGCCAGGAACCCAUCAAUUUCUCCUUCGGCUUCUACAAAAUUCUGAAAUGCAGCAAAAGGUACUUUUCUUCUUCCAUUAUUAUUAUACGGUACCUCAGCUGCUGCAGCGCCUCUUCCCUGAAGCGCCUGUUGUGCUGCUACUGCUGCUUGCACUUGAACCACAAUAUCUGCUGCGGGGUUGGGGCCAAAAUGUGCCAGCCUGAUCUGAACUGCCCGGUUAAACUGUAUCUCCUCGGGUGUUAACUCCAGUAUGCCAGGCACAUCAGCUCUUCCCGUUCCCUGUGCUGCAUCCAUUUCCAAUAAUAUGGCAAUAAUCUCUCUUUUCUUGAGAUUACUCGCUGAUCGUCCUCUGCGUUCUAAUAUAUCUUUAAGGGUAGCACGCCUUAACUCUUCAUACUGCAUUUCCAACCUGGGAUGUGUAGCUGGCCUUCUGGGCGGUAGGAUUCAUCCCGUCGCUUGCCACCAAUUGUAACGGACCGUUUUGCACAAAAGGGGAAAAAACCGUUUAGGCGAUCGACCCCCUUUUCGGAGAUGCAGGCACAGCUACUGCAGAACACCAAACACACGAACCGCCAAUAAGUGAAUGCUCCAAACUCCCGAAUGGCAUCCAAUAUAGCACUCCAAAUACACGAACAGGAACCAUACGAAUUGCUGCUACCAGACGAAUAGGAAAAGCAUCCAAGCGGCUUACACUCCUAGCAAUCAGUCUCUAUCAGCAUUCAGUAAAUCCCCCCAAAGACGAGACAAGGCUCCGUGUUGAGGGUCAAGCAGUGGUCUGUUUAAUGACCACAACCGCAGUAGCUUAACUGGAGCCUCGCCCGGCUUUUAUGCAGGUCUCCCACCUGGUGGACACUCCCCUAGGGGACCAAAUGGGAGACUGUAAAACAUAUUGGACAGUAGCCAAUCGCAGUGGCUUCAAUAAUAGCCCUUCCCAUCUUACCCAUAAAUCCGUCUUCUCUACCCCGGAGAUAAUUAGGAAGAAACCUAAUUAUCUCCCAAGGUAGAGACAAUCGCCAUUUUAACUUACAGUAAUAAAAAUACAUUAAAAUACAUAACUGAAGAAAUACCGAAUGCAUAUAGUUUGUGUAACGUAUCCCCAGACAGCCUGGAUCUGAGUGCAUGUUUUCACCGAAUAGCGCUCAGAUCCGAUGUAUCUAGUCGAAUCGCCAUGGAGUCAAAGUCUUUCACCAGUCCUUCGGUAUACGAAUGACUCCAUGGGAUGGCUGUCUGGGUGAAAGUCCAUACGAAUGAAUAAAAACUCCCGAACGACCGACGUUCGCAUGCCUUGUCGAAAUGGAAGGUAGGCAGCAGCUUCCAGCGGUGUUCGGUAGUUUAAGUGUCCGUUUUUAGUUCCAUACAGUUUGUACCGAACACCGCUAUGUGUUCGUAUGUCCCAAAAUGGCCGCUGCCUCGUGGUCGACAUGCGAACGACGACCACCCGUACGAAUGGAAUGGAGAGGUGUCUGCGGUUAACCACAACGUUCUAAUUGGGGCCAAGAGGUUAACCAGCAGCACACUCCUCUCCUGGGUGGUCGUUCGUUCGGUAGUUUCAAUCGGUAGUUUGCAAAUUACACGAACGGGGGUAUAUGAACAGGCAAUCCAGCGAACAAAUGGAAACAGACGAACCAGCAAUACAGAUGAAUCUGUCACAUAUAUAUAUAUACACACACACGCACACUUUGACAGAUUAGUUUGGAAUCUAGCAGCCAGCUAGAAAAGUUAGGAGCCAGAGAAAUCAACGUCAAAAAUACAAUUCUUAAAGGGACACUAUAAUCACCAGAACCACUACAGCUUAAUGUAGUUGCUCUGAAGUCUAUAUCCUGACCCUGAAUGCUUUUAAAUGUAAACACUGACUUUUCAGACAAAAGGCAGUGUUUACAUUGCUGCCUGGUGACACCUCUAUCGACAGUCACACAGAUGGCCUCUAGAGGUGCAGCACUGUGCAGCACCUAUGUUAAUGUUCACUAUACGGAUGCAUUGAUUCAAUGCAUCUCUAUGAGAAGUUAAAUUGGCGCAGUGGCAUUUUGCAGUGCAUGCGCAAUAGUCUCCCAAUGCUUUGCUAUGAGGAAGCAUUGGAUUGGCUGAGAGCAUCAAGAUUGAGGAUUUCAGCCAUGGAGGUGGGGCCAGCCACAGCAUGGAAAAAAGUUGAGUAAAAAAACCAAAACCUUUCCCAUGUGAUUGGGGGGGAACACAAACACUUACUGACCGACUCAGACUCACUCACAGACAGACACAGAAACACACUCAGACCGACACUCCGACAGACACACACUCACAGACAUACUCACCAGAGUGACAUCAUAACCCAGCUCCGUGAAUCACAGCAAGCUGCGCAAGGGAGCAGAGCAGGGAGAUUACAGCUCCUUCGCCCGCCUCCCUCUGCUCUCCAUUACCCAGCUGCUCCCUUCCGUCAGCUGCCCACCUUUUCUACCACAGUUCUCCAUGGGCCAGCCACCCCUCUCUCUCCCUCUGCAAUAAAUGAGCUGGCUGCCCAAUUUCCUCUGUCAGCUGCCUGCCUUCCUCCCACAGCUCUCCAUGAACCGGCUGCCCCAUCCCUCCUUCAGCAGCCUGCCUGCCUCAGUCCUCAGUCCUCAGUGAUCCCAAUGCCUGCCUCUACUCUCAGACAGCCGAUCACCGUGGGGGCUGAACAUAUAUAUAUUUUGAUAUAAUACACAUAUAUUAAUAUACAUUUGUGCAAGUAUAUAGAUGCAUAAUGUGACGAAGUGCCCUUCGCCACUUUGUCCUGGAGAGGCCUGCUUGCAUGCCUCCUGCCCUGCGACUAUGGCCCUGGGAUGUAUUGCCCUUUUAGGAACUGAUGUGUGCAUACUUGAGGCUUAUAUUGCUGUUUCUGGCCCUUUAAUGCCCAAAGAAAGGAUUUGUACUUUUAAACUGGCACUUCGGAUGCAGUCGAAGUUGUCGAAGUCAUCAAAGUGGCCGCCAUUUGAAUGGCGGCGGCCAUUUUAACUCAUUCGAACGCGGUCAGCGGUGUGUGCAGCAAAAUCUAUGGAACUGUUUUCGGCUACCCAAUUGCACGAAUACCGCUGACCCGUACGUUCUGCUCUACUUCGACACUGCGGCUGGAGACUAAGUCCCGUUCGAAGAUUCGAACGCUAGUUUUCUCGGUGUCAUUUCUCAUUUUCUCGGUGUAAAAUAGACUGACCGCAGAGCCCAAAUCCAUUAAACUGUUUUGGGCAUGAAAACGUGCUUGCGGUCUUUCAAAAGUGACUUAUAUGUAUCUCUCGAAUGGCUGAACGGAUUCAAAUGAUUUUUGGGUAUGUUUGUAUUUGGAAUGUGCUGAUUAAUAAUAUGUGACUUUUAUUAAUAUUGGAUGUAUGGUUUUAGAGUUAUGAAAGUUUGGUAAAAAGUAUGUUUUAAAAGGUAUGGAUAAUUGGGUUACCUCUCAGACUAAGGGGAUGAGAUGUGUGGGAUGUAACCAUUGUGUGAUUGGGUAUUGUAUAAUUGUCCAUGGACGUCUCCCUUGCAGGGGAGAAUUGCAUAAAAGCAGAGUGUGUGUCAUUAAACUGGAGAUCCUGUUUGACCCUCAAUACGUAGCCUUGUCUCGUUAUUGGAGGGAACUGCUAUAUCAUACUGGGGAUUGCUAUGCUCGGCAUACUCCCCUGAGCUUUUAAUCACUUGGCUCUUUUAAGAGCUUGUUCCUGAUACGCUCUCCUGGAGGAGAGGUCUUUCCCACACGGUCCUGGAGGACAGAAGCUGAUCCAGGGUGGACGGAAGACGGCGAGGCUCCAGUUAAGCUACUGCGGUUGUGGAGUCUGCGGUGGUUGUGGUGUCCAGUGCGGUGCUUGUGGUCCUCGGCACAAGCUAGCAAGCGUCCAUUAACGGAAGGGUCCGUUACACAUAAUAGUCCCACAAAUCACCAAAUCUAUCAAAACUAUAUAGAACUAUAUAUAUAAUUUUUUUUCAAUUCAAUUUAUUUUAAUUAAAAAAAAAAAAAAAACAGACACAUGGAUUUUUAAUUAAUAAAUACUCACUGGCGUGUAGUCACUGAUGCCCAUACAUACUGACAUAUACUCAUCAACAGACACUGGCACACAAACUAAUGCCGCAUCCCAUACAGACACUGGCACACAAUCACUAAUGCAUACACACUCCCUGACAUACACACACAUUGAUCCAUACUGACACAUUGAUCCAUACUGACACACACACACACACACACACACACACAUUUGUAACGGAUCACCUGGCACCCCGACUGGGUACCUCCAUUGAAGGAUGUUCCUGGUGCUUCCUGAGGACUCCAAGCACUGCAGCAGACACCACAACCACCAAACCUCAGAAGCAUACAAAUGCUCUCAAGCAUGUGAAUGUUGUAAGCAGCUGAACAGGAAAAGCAUACAAUCAGCUUACACUCCUGGCAAUCAGCAUACAAUCCAAUUCCCCCAAUAACGAGAGGACACUUCGUUUUUAGGUCAAGCAGAACUACCUGUACUGGCACAUACAGCCUCUUUUAUUCCCAAUCCACAAACAUAGUACUGCCCACAGGGUUUUACAUUACAACCAAUCAAUCCGAACAAUACACACAGACACUCCCACACAAAAUCCUCCCCUCUGCCUGUGAUAUGAUUGCUGAACACAAUGGUUAAUCUAAUUACCACAGGCAGAGAAAUACAGUAUUAUAAAACAUAUCACAGGGACCCCAAAACAUGCAAUACCCCCAUAAAAAGUAUCUGGGUGAACCACAUAUUCAAAAUUUUACCCAGAUCCGUUCAGUAGUUUGGAAGAUACAGUUUAAUGCAGAUUCUGCAGAACAUAUACAGACUAUAUGAAAAAUAAUUACUGUACAAUGUGUACCCUGUUGUAUAGUUUAAAACUACUGCACGAUGUCUUUGUGCACCAAAUACUGGCAAGAUGGCACUGUGUAGAAAGUCCAAACAGUGUCUGUGAGUUAAAAUGGCCGCCAUCCAUUGUUCUCACCAUGUGCUUCAUCCAUUUUUCUCACCAUGUGCCUCUGAUACAUGAAAUGGUGGCCACCCAGUAACUCCACAGUAUGUCCCCAGAUAGUUCUUAAAGGGCCAGCAGCAACAUAAUAAAAUACAAUAUGCCCAAAUACUGUAUUUAAAGGGCCAAAUCUCCCAGGGCCAUAGUCAGCAGGCAGGAGGCAGGCGAACAGGCUUCUCCAAUGCCCAGUGGCUAGGUUGGUUUCGCCACACUUCUCAACCACCGAGGUUCAGCUUCCAGGUAGGCCAGAGCCCAAGAUAUAGACCACUUCCCCACGCUGCCGGACUUUCCACUGUUAAGUAUUACUGCAGUCGUGCAGGAGGUUAAUGAUGAGCAUGCAGGCUAUAAUAAAGCUGUGUUACCUUUAGUGUUGAAGAUUGUGAACCAAAAGUCCGCUAAUAAGGUAUAAUUCAAGAUUCUUCACAGACCUCAGACAGAGUACGACCACUCAUCAUGGCAGUCAUGCCCUGCCCCUCGCCCCAGCCAGAUGUCUUCUAUCUUGACCUUUAUCAAACACAAAUGCAAUAUCUGAUUAAGAACAUUGUGUUUGUACACUACAGUAUUUUGUUUAUAAAAAAUUCAGUCUCAGAAAGUUUAUUUUAUUGCUCAAUCUAAAAAAAACAAAUAACCUUAAUUUAUUUUUCAGCAACAUUUCCAGUGAAAACAGAGGUUGCACCAAGGAUUAUAGAGCAAAACAUUGACCAGGGAGAUCAGCGCACUUCUGACAAUGCAGCCUUUCCAGACAUGGGGAUCGAUCCCUGCUUCACAGCUAACUCCAAGAUCAAUUCCUUCACAGAUCUCUCCCAAACUACCUUCCUCGAUGCCUCUAAGGAUCUCCCCCAUGAUAUGUAUGUAAAUAACACAGCCAGCGCUAAUCCUUUCACAAAUCACCCUGAGAUUUGCCCAGCAUCCUCCCUUCCCACCUUCCCAGAAAGCUUCCCAGAUUCGUGUAAGGAUUCCUACCUGGGUAUCUACCCUGGGACCUUCUCUGAGAGUGGCACGGUUACCUGUCCUGACACCUUGCUCAAUGGCUUCCAAGCUGCUUACUCCACCCCCUCAACAGAGCCCUUCCCAGGUAAGUGUCCUUGGCUUUAAUGUAUAUUAUAUCAAAUCCCUGCAUUUUCAUAUUAUUUAUAUAGAAUUAUUUUAUUUCUAGAACAACUUUGAUACACCCACACUGUUCUAGAACAAACUGUUUUGUCAUUAACCCCUUCUUUUCCAAACUAUAGAAACACACCAACAGUGGUUUUCCCUUACAAACAAUGCAAAGUGAUAUUAAGUAAUUAGAGCUCAACUUUCAUCCCUUUUCUCCAGUGUUAAGUUUGUAAUUAACAUGUUUUACUGAUUUAUAUUAUGUACAUUUUUUGUGUAUUGGUACAAAAAUAGAAAAAGAACCUGAGAAUCAGUUUAACCUGUAAUAACCCAGUGAAGAGACAACAAAAACAAGGCAAAAUAACCAGGAAUCAGAUUUUGUCCAUCUAUGCAUUACAGUAAAGAGCCUGACAUUAUAAUAGCUGACCUGGUAAAGAGGCAAACAAAUUUUGCUCUCUGGAACAUUUACCAUAUGGCUGUGCAAUCAAGCACUGGCUGUCCGGGCUCUUGCUCCCACGCCGCUCGCGGCGACCUUGCUUACCUCAUCACAGCGAGCAGUGUCAUUUGGUCUCUAUCUCCAGGCAGGCAGUGUGCCUGAUGCUGCACGCUCCAGAGCAGCUCCUUAUAUGUGUGCUGCACUCUGUCAUGUGACCCGGCACACAGUGAUGACCUCCAACCCCCAAGGUAGAGAAGAAACUCCUCCCACGUGUUGUGGUUAACACUAAUUGGAGAUUAGCCAUAUAUACAAAAGCUAACCCCUCUCUUCCCUCAGUGCCCUGUUGGGGUUUUUGGUUUAGUAUUAAACGUUACACUUGUUAUUUGGAUUUCCUGGUUACUGAUAUUUGGCUUUGUCUUUCGUUAUACCUCAGAGAGGUACCCGUUUUAUUAGAUGAUCUCUGUAACGAAACCCCUGUUUGGACAGGCUCAGGGAAACAGCAUUUCGUAUAAUAUUCGUAUGUUUGGCUAUUUCGUGUUGUUUGUAAAAGAGCUGAACAAACUCCUGAACAACCCGACCCCCCACCAAGGUCAUGUGCAGCUCAUUAACCACCCAGACCUUGCGGUUAACGCAAGUAAUUGUUGAAAGCCUUGGUGGUCUGCGUUCGUUUGCCGAACAUGUGGCGGUGGCCAUUUUAAAAUCGACAAAUGCUCAGCGGUAGAUGGUCGUGGACGCCAUGGAACUGUUUUCGGACACUUAUUUAGCCGCACACCGCUGAAGCGUACCAAGUUCCAGUCAUUCGUCUAAUAACUCACAAACACUCUACCGUUCGGGACUUUCCUACCAUACGAACUAGACCGACACCAGGUAGCUGCAGUUAUGGAACUCUUUUCGGAAUCAAUUGCACGAACAACCGGUGAACUAAAAACUUUACUCGACGGUAUUAAGUAUUGAGUACUGUGUUCGUGGGAUCUGAGCGCUAUUCGUCUAUAUUGUGCGCUCAGAUCCAAGCUAUCUGGGGGUAUGUGGAACAAGGAGACUAAGUUCGGCGAAAUAUAAGUUAUGGAUUUUAAUACAGUUUUGUAAAAAUGUAAAAAGGACACGUUUCUCUCUACUUGGAGAUAAUUAGGUUCUCUCCAACCACUUAAGUUAAUUAUGCCCAGGAUAGAGAGGAGGGGUUGCACUGUUACUGUGGGUGUGUUUAAUAUUUGUACUAUAAACUGAUUGGUUCUGUAUUUUGUGUCACAGUUUUCCACAAGGUCCCCUGGGAGACCAUCAUAAAAGGCAGAGUGUGGCCAGCAUUAAAACAGAUCGUUUUACCCCUUCAUGAAGUCUCGACUCAUGUUUGGGGAAUUGGGAGCUAUAAUCACUACUUUUCUAUUAUUCUGCUGGGAUUUUGGGAGAAGGAUCGGUCCUACAGGGAUAACAGGAUCCUUUACAUUGGUGGCAAGCAGCAGGAUUUUCUCCCGAACGGAUGUAACGAACCGAAACAAGUAGUGAAUGGCGCAUAGAUACGAACAUCUGAAAUGAACAAUGCUGAAAGAACUGCUGGAGGCUCAAGACAUAGUGGCAAGAAAUAAACUGAAAGCCACGCUAAUAGCCGAACUACUGGAGUGCGAGCAAACCAGCGAACAACAAAUGGCGAAUGGAAACGGAGUUCCAAAGGGACGUGAGAUGGAGACUGUGAAGAAACCCCCUGUUUCCUAUGUUAUUUACCCAUUGCAUUCCCUUUUUAUCUCCAUUUCUGCCUAUUGCAUUCGGUAGAUGGAACUACUGAACAAAGAUCACCCCUCGGGCUCAUUAAACAUUAAAGUUUGGGUAAAAUUGCUACCUCUGUAUGUGCGGCCAGCGUUCGUCAGUCGAACGCCACGUGGCAGAUAAAACCGCGGCCAUCUUUGUUCAUGCGAACAAAGGCAGCGGGACCUGGUCGUCGAGUGCAUGGAACUAAAAAUGGACACUUGACUUCCCGAACACCGGUCCCAAACAGACAAACGCUGGAACCCCAUUUACCGAAUAGCCAGAAGAGCGCUAUUCUGUACUUUGGUGUAUUCGACAGAGGGGCACGAACGCUGCUAAGAGCAAGAGGGAUCCAUUCGGUAUUUUAUUUGUUUUUAUGCUUUUAUGAAAGUGACCGGCAAAACCCACCAAAUUCAUGGAACUGUUUUGGGCAUACAGCCCAGGGUGAGCCGGUCACAAGAGACUUCCAUAAAUUUUGCGAACCCCUGAACCGAUCUGGGUGAAAUUCGGAUAUGUUGGUCACCCAGAUCAGGGCUAUCAGGGGAAAUAUAAUUUAUGGGGAUACCCCCAGUAUAAAGGGGUGUUCUAGAUAUUGGGGAAAAAGGUGAUUUUUCAGGCCGGAGAUAAUUAAGUUACUAUUUUAUCAGACUGAAUUAUCUCCUGGGCUAGGGGAGGGAAUUGUAGGUGUGUUAAAGUUUUAUUGCCUGUGAUUGGUUAAUGUUUGUCCCUCCCUGAGGGCUGUCCCCUUGUGUAAUGGCUACCCAGAUGGUGAGGGGGUAUCAGCCGUUGGAGACGUCCUUUCCCUGGCAAGAUGCUGUAUAAUAAUGGAGUUGUUCUUAUUCCCAUCCACGAGAUCCAAGGGUAGAAGCAGGCAUAGCUGGAAAAUGGAGCAGAGUAAUGGUGUAGUAAAUCACCUUUCAAGAACAAGACGAGGCUACGUUUUGAAGGGUCAAGCAGAACUAAUUUUUAUUGACAGGGUAUUCCUUUUAUGCAAUCCUGCCCUUGGGAGGGCGACACCUACAUAAUUAGUACAGUACCCAAUCACAAACAUGGUACAACCCCCACGUCUCCUCCCCUCAGAUAAACAUUUAACAUAAUUAUUGUGCACACAUUUUUACCCAAGUUUUGGAUGUACCCUAAAAACAGGGGGUAUCCCCAGAUAGACCUCACUCAGGGGAACAACAUACUGAAAAAUCAUCCCAUUCGGCGAAAGCGUUCGGGAGUUAUGGAGCUUUAAAGUUUUGACCGAAAAUAAUUCCAUAAGUUUUGGCCUUGCGGUCUGUCCUCGUUAGUGCGCUGAAAAAGCACGAAAAUCCUGCCAUCCGCAUAUAACUUGGUGUUCGCUGGAAUCCCCAUACAUAAUAUAUCCUUUCCGACCGUUCGGUUGUUUCAGCAUGAAAUUACGUUGUUAUGGAGGUCUCAGCGGUGUUCGCCUACUCGAGUGUCCGUUUUUAGUUCCAGACACUCAAUGGCAAAUCACCGCUGUUCAAGCGUAAGGUGGCCGCGAACACGUGCAAAGUCCCGAAAUGGCGGCCACCUAGAUUUUACACAAAGGAUUCGUGCAGUUAUCAUGCGAACGGUAUAUGCCGGUCUGGGAGGUAAAAUACCACUUAACUACACAGCAGGGUGGUCCGGUGUUCGGCAGUUUGCAUUCGUUUUUACUGCUAUAACAAUCCACAUACACAGGCAAGUAUGUUCUUUUGUAUUCCCAGGCUUAUGUCUUGUUAAAUAUGUCCAGGCAGAGAUUAUAGUUCUGUUACACCUUGCAUGGGGACUUGCAUAAAAGCUGUGUGCACCCAUUAAAGGCUAGUUCAUUUUGUACCCUUCUUCUUGACUUCCGCUGAUGUUUGGGGAUUCGUGUGUUUCACUAAGGGAAUUAUCUUGUGAAGCUAUUGGAAUUGCUAUAGGAUUCGUCUACCCUAUCUACCGAACGGAGGGCUAUAAUCACUAAGGCUCUGGUGGUUCGGGAGGAAACUACCAAAUGAGGUUUAAAUAUACUUGGUUUCCUUACAGAGACUUAGCCUGGUAGGAACUAACCCUACACCGGAGAUCGUGGUACAGAUCUUGGCACAAGCCACGGAGGCACAGAAUGCCUGAGAGACCAGAGACAGGUCACCUACUGUGGAUAUAUUGUCGCUAUCUGGAUCUACAAUGGAGCGUCCUCGCAAAAUCACGUAUGCAGACAGCUGGGGGCGAACACAUACCCCUUCGACAAAAGCAGUCGCACACUGUGUACAGGAGGAUUACAACCCCCCUGCCCAAGGGUUACCCAGUAACAACACUGAAAACUGGUCCAUGUUACAUGAAGUGAACCCCAUACAAGAUGAUGGAGAUAACCAGUCUCAUUACCGCCAGUCCGUGAAAUUAAAUGGACAAGAAGCUAGGGGGCUGAGAGACAGCAGGGCCACUAUUACUCUGGUACAACCUCACCGGGUCACACCUUCGCAGCACACAGGGCGCACCAUUGCUGUAAGGGUAGCCGGAGGAGCAAUACAUAAACUGCUGACGGCUCGAGAGCACAUUGAUUGGGGUACUGGGGCCAAGUCCGUAGAAGUGGGCAUCAUGCCAGAUUUACCCGCUGAAGUAUUAAUGGGAAAUGAUUUAGGGUGCUUGACGUCCCAAUUUGUAGCACCCUACCCAGAAGGAGCGUUACUUGUCUCCACCCGGCAGCAGUCCAGAGCUAUGGAGGCCUCCCCCUCAUCCAACGACCAGGUAAGCAAUAACCCCCUGACAGUUAACCCUGACCAUUCCUACUGGGGUAACCCUCAAGACUUUGGGCAGGCCCAGCGGGAGGACCCCACACUAAGAGGGUAUUGGAUGGAGGCAGACCAACCCCAGGGAGAUGUAGAUCAGGCAAGGUUUACCUGGGAGAAGGGUUUACUAUACCGGGUGACAGGGGGGACAGAGAAAGGAGUGGGCCAAGUAGCUAAGACACAAUUAAUAGUACCCCGUAAGUAUCGGGCUGAAUUAUUGCGUGUCAGCCAUGAUAUUCCCAUAGCAGGCCAUUUAGGGAUAAAAAAGACUAGGGACAGGCUCACCCAGUUGUUCUUCUGGCCGGGAGUCACUAGGGACUUGCAGGAUUACUGUCGGACCUGCGAUGUAUGCCAAAAAGUGGCAGAGAGGGGGGACCAUCCCAGAGCAAAACUGCGCCCUCUACCCAUAAUCGAUGAACCCUUUUUCUGGGUGGCCGUAGAUUUAGUCGGGCCACUCAGCAAACCCAGUCCAUCUGGUAAGAAAUACAUUAUUACUGUGGUGGACUAUGCCACUCGCUAUCCAGAAGCAAUAGUCCUGUCAAAUAUACAUGCAGAGACAGUGGCGGAAGCACUGGUUCAGGUGUUCACUAGGGUUGGAUUCCCUAGAGAGAUAGUGUCUGAUCAGGGAACCCAAUUCACAGCAGGGAUUACCCAACAGCUCUGGCAGAGCUGUGGGGUAAAGCCCAUACUAAGUUCACCCUAUCACCCCCAGAUGAACGGCCUCUGUGAGCAUUUUAAUGGCACCCUUAUACAAAUGCUGAUCACGUUCACAGAGACCUGUCGGAAUUGGGAAAAGUUCCUCCCACACCUGCUCUUUGCGUACCGGGAAGUACCUCAGGAGUCCACCGGAUUCUCUCCGUUUGAAUUACUAUAAGGGAGACGGGUCCGGGGACCCCUGGACCUGGUAUGUGAACAUUGGGAAGGUGAUAUGGGAGAUGCAGGUACCCCUGUAGUACCAUUUGUGCUGGAGUUGAGGGACCAUCUACAGGCUGUGACCGAAAUGGUUCUGGAGAACCUGCGGGCAGCGCAACAGCGACAAAAACACUGGUAUGAUAGGGGGGCUAGGGACCGUAUACUGGAACUAGGACAAAAGGUCCUGGUGCUAAAGCCCACUAAGACAAAAGGUCCUGGUGCUUACGUUGCAAGCCUCCUGUCAGGGUCCCUACACUGUGAUAGACAGGAUCAGUGAUACCACUUACAUUGUGGCAGACUGUUCAGAUGAAAGGAUCCGACGAUCCUUUCAUGUGAAUAUGCUCAAGCCAUAUCUCGAGAGACCAGAGGAAGUCUCCGCCGGAUGCGCUCCCGCUUAUAAGGAUAGUGAGGGUAUUCCUUUACACGACUUACUUCCUCAGGAACCAAAGGGGUAGAACAAGUACAGUUAGGCCCCGAAUUGAACCUAAACGAGCAAGCUCAGGCUUCCCAACUCUUAAAGGGAUUUAGGGGCAUGUUUUCAGCGGCCCCAGGCUAUAUGACCCUAGCAGUCCACAGAGUGGAGACCCCAGGCCAGUUACCCCUGUGGCAGCAGCCCUACCGGAUUCCUGAAGCAGUGCGGGAAAGUAUGUUAAAAGAAAUCCAGGAUAUGCUAGAGUUGGGAGUAAUAGAGCCUUCUCAAAGCCCGUGGGCUUCCGCAGUGGUCCUGGUUCCCAAAAAAGACAGUACCACGCGUUUCUGCAUAGAUUAUCACAAAUUAAACGAUAGGACAGUCACAGACGCAUACCCCAUGCCCAGAGUAGACGAGUUACUUGACCGUAAGGCUGGGGGGAAUUAUCUGACCACUAUUGAUUUGUAUAAAGGGUAUUGUCAAACCCCCUUGGAGCCUGCAGCCAUCCCAAAGUCGGCAUUCGUCACCCCAUUUGGCCUGUACCAUUUUACGUUCAUGUCAUUUGGGAUGAAAAAUGCCCCGGCUACUUUCCAAAGGAUGGCUGACCGGCUCCUAGAGGGAUUUCAGGACUUCGCUUGUACCUAUCUGGAUCUUCAGUGGCACUUGGGAGGCCCAUCUGGAACACAUUUCAGUAGUGCUCAACCGGAUUCAAACCGCAGGGCUCUCCUUGAAGCACGAAAAAUGCCACGUAGGCAUGGCCAAAGUCCAGUAUUUAGGACACAGAGUAGGGUCAGGGAAACAAAGGACAGAACCCACAAAAAUUGAGGCCAUCACUCAGUGGCCCCAACCCCGGACUAAGACACAGGUUAUGGCGUUCUUGGGCACCGCUGGUUAUUAUAGAAAAUUUGUACCUGAAAUACAGUGCCCUGGCCAAACCCCUGACUGACCUCACUAAAAAGUCCUUGCCCCGACAAGUAGUCGGGGCACUCCAAUGAGUACGAGGAGGACUUCCAGAAACUCAAAGCUGCGUUAAGUGCAUCUCCUGUGUUGACAGCACCUGAUCAUACUAAAAGAUUUCUCGUUCACACAGAUGCCGCAAUGUUUGGACUGGGAGCCGUAUUAAGCCAGGUUGGGGACGAUGGCAUGGACCACCCGGUGGCAUAUCUGAGCAGGAAACUAUUACCAUGCGAAGUCAGCUAUGCCACCGUUGAAAGAGUGUCUGGCAUUAGUUUGGGCCCUUAAGAAAUUGCAACCUUACCUCUAUGGACGUUCCUUCACAGUAAUGACAGACCAUAACCCUCUGAUUUGGCUUAACAGACUGGCCGGAGAUAACCCCAGACUACUCAGAUGAAGCUUGGCACUACAACCCUAUAAUUUCACGAUGCAGUAUCGCCCCGGGAAGCAGAACGCCAACGCUGAUGGCUUAUACGGACAGAGAAAUAACACUGCCAUCCGGACAUCCCCUAGCCGACCCGUUAGGAUCUAAGCGGGUAUGCCGUUCCAUGGGACUAAGGGGGAGCUGUGUAACGAAACCGUUGUUUGGACAGGCUCAGGGAAACAGCAUUUCGUAUAAUAUUUGUAUGUUUGGCUAUUUCGUGUUGUUUGUAAAAGAGCCAAGCGAACUCCCGAACCACCCGACCCCCCACCAGGGUCGUGUGCAGCUCAUUAACCACCCAGACCUUGCGGUUAAUCGCAAGUAAUUGAUGAAAGGCUUUUCGUUUGCCGAACAUGUGGUGGUGGCCAUUUUAAAAUCGUUGAACGCUCAGCAGUAGCUGGUCGUCGACGCCCUGGAACUGUUUUCGGACACUUAUUUAGCCGCACACUGCUGAAGCGUACCAAGUUUCAGUCCAUUUGUCUAAUAACUCACGAACACUCUACUGUUCGGGACUUUCCUACCAUAUGAACUAGACCAACCCCAGGUAGCUGCAGUUAUGGAAUUCUUUUCGGAUUCAAUUGCACGAACAACCGGUGAACUAAAACUUUACUCGACGGUAUUGAGAACUGUGUUCGUGGGAUCUGAGCGCUAUUCGUCUAUAUUGUGCGCUCCGAUCCAAGCUAUCUGGGGGUAUGUGGAACAAGGAGACUAAGUUCGGCGAAAUAUAAGUUAUAGAUUUUAAUACAGUUUUGUCAAAAUGUAAAAAGGACAUGUUUCACUCUACCUGGAGAUAAUUAGGUUCUCUCUAACCACUUAAGUUAAUUAUCUCCAGGAUAGAGAGGAGGGGUUGCACUUUUACCGUGGGUGUGUUUAAUAAUUGUACUGUAAACUGAUUGGUUCUGUAUUUUGUGUCACAGUUUUCCACCAGGUCCCCUGUGGGAGUUUCCUUGCUGGGAGACCAUCAUAAAAGGCCGAGUGUGGCCAGCAUUAAAGCAGAUCGUUUUACCCCUUCAUGAAGUCUCGACUCAUGUUUGGGGAAUUGGGAGCUAUAAUCACUAAUUCGCUAUUAUUCUGCUGGGAUUUCGGGAGAAGCUGCAAGGAUUGGUCCUACAGGGAUAACAGGAUCCUUUACAAUCUCAUCGACUAUUGCAUUGUUAUAGACAAUCGUAUUAGAGAGAGAUGCUCUUAGCGACAGUCUUAUAGCUGGAUGCAGGCUCAAACCAUGCCCACCUUGCCCUAUGCUUCUCUACGUGCUUUGCCUCCCUGUGGGCCACCACCAGAACCUAUGCACAUAGGAACCACUAAGUUACCCGAAGAGGAGAAACAACGCAGAAAGAGAGAAGGCUCAUGCCAAAAGGGGGCAUGUAAGGACAUGUCCUGACCUGCAGGGAAACGCCAGCAACUAAGACAAGAGAUUGGGUUGGUCUUGGGUGUUAUGGAGUUAUCUCCUCACAACAAAUAUUCUAGACCGCUUCUAGUGGUUACCCUCACCUUUAACGGCGAGACCAUGCAUACCAAGGCCCUACCAGACUCAGGUGCAGCUGGCAACUUUAUAGACCAGUCCUUUGUGGAGUACCACGUCAUGACCUUGGUACGCUUUACAGUAGCCUUCCAUGCUCGUUUUCCCUUGAAGUCUCUGACUUCCUGCUCUCCUGGUAGUCAUCGGGGCGCGGGGGGGGGAGUUAAGUAAGGACCCCUGCCCCCUCAGCACAGCGAGCGGCGUCAUCUGGUCCCUGUCUCCAGACUGGCAGUGUGUCUGACGCUGCACGCUCCAGAGCAGCUUCCUUAUAUGUGUGCUGCACAUGUUGUGGUUAACACUAAUUGGAGGUUAGCCAAUCAGACACACCAUGUGUGUGUAUAAGCUAACCUCUCCCUUGCCUCAGUGCCCUAUUGUGGUCUUUGGUUUACCAUUGAGCAUUGCACUUGUUAUUUGGAUUUCCAGGUUACUGAUAUAUGGCUUUGUCUCUCAUUAUUCAGUCUCUCUGUUUCCCUUGACCUUGGCUCGUGUUUUCACUAUCCCUUUUUGCAUAACCCGACCAUGCUAAGGAUUGGUAUUGCAAUUCUCUCUACUCUGUCCUGUCUGCAUGACAGGAACGUAGUGAAAGUUACACUGGCACAGGGUUAAUAAUAUCAAGUGAAAACAAAUGGGUUGCCACCUUUCUUGGGGGAAAAACAUACCGGCCAUAUUAAUUUGCAUAAUUAAUUAUGCAUGCAUGACAUUACAAGAUGUAAAUCACAAGGUCUGACAUAACAAAAAUUUUUUUUUAAAUCACCCAAAAACUACUUGCAGUUUGAUUGAUUGCUCCUACUGUCUCCCAGCGCGGUGUCUUCAUGUCUCCCAGUGUCCUCUAGUGUCCCUAUGUCUCCCAAUGUCCGUGUCCCUAUGUGUCAGUAGUGUCCCCAUGUCUAACAGUGUCUGUGUCCCUAGUGUACCCAUUUCUCACAGUGUCCCCAGAUGUCUAAGUGUCCCCACGUUUCUGUGUCCACUAGUGUCUUUGUGAUCCCAUGUCUCCCUGUGUCCCCCUGUCUCCCAGUGUCCCCAUGUCUGUGUGAUUCAGUGACCCCUAGUGUCUGAGUCCCCAGUGUCUUUGUGCCUAGUGUCUGUGUCCCCUAGUCUCCCAAUAUCCCCCUGUCUUCUAGUGUCUGUGUCCCCAUGUCUCUGUGUCUCACAGGAUGCCCCAGUGUCCCUCCAUGUCUCCCCUAGUGUCCCCAUGUCUCCCAUGGUGUCUGUGUCCCCAUGUCUUCUAGUUCUCACUAGUGUCUGUGUCCCCAUGUAUCCCGGUGUCCCCAUGUCUGUCCGCAUGUCUCCCAAGACUCCCCUAGUGUCCCCAUGUCUCCCAGAUUCUCUUAGUGUCCCCAUGUCUCCCAGUGUCCCCUGGUGUGUCUCAUUGUCCUCAUGUCUACUAGGAACCCCCAGUAUCCCCAUGUCUCUGUAUGCCCCAGUGUCCCUGUGUCUCCCAGUGUCCCCAUGUCUCUGUGUUCCCUGUGGGUCUGUGUCCCUCAUUGUCCGCAUGUCUGUGUCCCCAUGUCUACUAGGAUCGUCCAGUGUCCCCAUGUCUCGUCUGUGUCGCCCCUGUGUCCCCAUGUCACUGUCUCUCCCAGGAAACCCCUGUGUCCCUAUGUCUUUGUGUGCCCAGUGUCUCCAUGUCUAUGUGUAUCCCCUGUGUCACCAUGUCUCUGUGUCUCCCAUGAUCCCCUUGUGUCCCUAUGUCUGUGACACUCUGGGCUGCUCCCCCACUAAUCAGUAAGUAAGGAGAGGCAGGGAGGGAGAUGCUAUAACUUCCUAUCCCUGUCUCUCACCACAAACACAGUGCUGUUUAUACUGAGGAAAAUACCAGCAUUUAUAUUGUCGAUAUUACUGUAAUAGUGGAACCGGCCAGGCAGCCUUAAAUACUGGCUGUGCUGGUAAAAUACAGAGAAGGUGGCAGCCCUGUUGGGAGGUGGGGCACACAGAAUGAUUCCUUCUCGUAUGCAUGCGCAUUUUGUGUAAAGAUUAGAGCAGCCCGUCUGUGGCACCCCAGCCUUCGGUUACCCACUUGCCAUCCUAGCCAUGUGUUGCUGAACCUAAAAAUCAAAAUAAAACGAUCCUAAAUUUGGAAAUAUUUGAUUGCUUAAAUUAUUCUCCAUGUGUGGUUUGUUUUAUAAGUUGUACAUAUAAGUGUGUUCCCCAGCACCUCCUGGCUAUCAUUACAUUCUGUUGGGUAAUUUAAUGUUCUUUAUGAAUGGAAUAUAGAUAUACAGUGAGGUCAAACGUAUUUGAUCCCCCGCUGAUUUUGAACGUUUGUCCACUGACAAAUAAAUGAUCAGUCUAUAAUUUUAAUGGUAGGUGUAUUUUAACAGUGAGAGACAGAAUAAGAAAAAAAAAUAAUAAUCCAGAAAAACGCAUGUCAAAAAAGUUAUAAAUUGAUUUGCAUGUCAAUGAGUGAAAUAAGUAUUUGAUCCCCUAUCAAUCAGCAAGAUUUCUGGCUCCCAGGUGUCUUUUAUACAGGUAACGAUCUGAGAUUAGGAGUGCUCCUAAUCUCAGCUCGUUACCUGUAUAAAAGACACCUAUCCACAGAAGCAAUCAAUCAAUCAGAUUCCAAACUCUCCCCCAUGGCCAAGACCAAAGAGCUGUCUAAGGAUGUCAGGGACAAGAUUGUAGGCCUACACAAGGCUGGAAUGGGCUACAAGACCAUCACUAAGCAGCUUGGUGAGAAGGUGACAACAGUUGGUGCGAUUAUUCGCAAAUGGAAGAAACACAAAAUAACGGUCAGUCUCCCUCGGUCUGGUGCUCUGUGCAAAAUCUCCCCUCGUGGAGUUUCAAUGGUCAUUAGAACGGUGAGGAAUCCGCCCAGAACUACACGGGAGGAUAUUGUUAAUGUUAAUGAUCUUAAGGCAGCUGGGACCAUAGUCACCAAGAAAACAAGUGGUAACACACUUCGUCGUGAAGGACUGAAGCGCCUGCAGCGCCCGCAAAGUCCCCCUGCUCAAGAAAGCACAUGUACAGGCCUGUCUGAAGUUUGCCCAUGAACAUUUGAAUGAUUCAGAGGAGAACUGGGUGAAAGUGCUGUGGUCAGAUGAGACCAAAAUCAAGCUCUUUGGCCUUGGGGUCAUAGGCAGCAUUCUCCACACUUUCCGUGUGUGGAGAAUGCUGCCUAUGCCCCCAAGAACACAAUCACCACCAUCAAACAUGGAGGUGAAAACAUUAUGCUUUGAGGGUGUUUUUCUGCUAAGGGGACAGGACAACUGCACCACAUCAAAGGGACGAUUAUUCGGAAAUGGAAUAAACACAAAUUAACGGUCAGUCUCCUCGGUCUGGUGCUCCGUGCAAAAUCUCCCCUCGUGGAGUUUCAAUGGUCAUUAGAAUGGUGAGGAAUCCGCCCAGAACUACACGGGAGGAUCUUGUUAAUGUUAAUGAUCUUAAGGCAGCUGGGACCAUAGUCACCAAGAAAACAAGUGGUAACACACUUCGUCGGGAGGAUCUUGUUAAUGUUAAUGCUCCGUCAAAUCUUGGGUGAGAACCUCGUUCGCUCAGCCAGGGCAUUGAAAAUGGGUCGUGGAACUCAAAUGUGGGUAGCACAUGCUGUAAUACCUUUGUGUGAGGAGUAUGCUUUGUCCUAUUCAUCUAGAGUUAUAAUUUUCUCUAAUUCUUUGUGCCAUGCUUGUAUGUGUGUGUCUUUCCCCUGGUCUGCCUCUUGGAGAAGUGCUUUAUAGCUUACGGAGAUUAAUUUUUUGGGGUGGUUUUCUAUGGGCGCAUAUCAGUUCAAAAUCGGACAUACUGUUGCAAGAAAAAGCGAUUUAAACCAGACAUCCCAAGAAUAUUGCUGAACUGAAACAGUUCUGUAAAGAGGAAUGGUCCAGAGUUAUUCCUGACCGUUGUGCACGUCUGAUCUGCAACUACAGGAAACAUUUGGUUGAAGUUAUUGCUGCCAAAGGAGGUUCAACCAGUUAUUAAAUCCAAGGGUUCACAUACUUUUUCCACCUGCACUGUGAAUGUUUACAUGGUGUGUUCAAUAAAAACAUGGCAACAUUUCAUUCUUUGUGUGUUAUUAAUUUAAGCAGACUGUGAUUGUCUAUUGUUGUGACUUAGAUGAUGAUCAGAUCACAUUUUAUGACCAAUUUGUGCAGAAAUCCAUAUCAUUCCAAAGGGUUCACAUACUUUUUCUUGCAACUGUAUGUGCAUUUGGUGAGGUUGUUUUUAGCUUGUUGAGUUUCUUUUGGGUAAGGUAUGAUUUUAUUUGCAGGUAGGUGAAAAGUAGUUUGUGCGGGAGGUUGAAUUCUUGUUGUAUGUCUGCAAAGGGUUUUAUGCUCUUGUCUUUGAAUAGCUUCCCUAUCUCCUGGAUGCCACCCUGUACCCAUAGAUGUGUGUUCAAAGUUGGUAUUACGGGUUCUACGGCUGUCAUUGGGGCUGCCAUUGGCAUUGGUAGAAUAUUUUCUACCAAAAGUUUGGAUGUACCCCUACAUUUAGGGUACCAACAUAUUUAAAAAUCAGCUCAAUCGGUUCAGCCGUUCGGGAGAUAUGGGACUUAGAAGUUUUGACCGACCGCACGGGCACAGUAGCCGAAAACAGUUCCAUGAAUGCUGGCCCUGCAGUCGGUCUAAGAACGUGGGUAAAAACUCCCGAACGGCCGGCCAUCCGUAUGCCAUCCUGGGUUUGCUGAAAUCCCCAUCUGCUGCUGAUUCUUUCUACCGAACGCCAGGUAGUUUUGGCGAUGUUUUCCCGAAGGUAUGGAGGACUCAGCGGUGUUCGCCUGUUUGAGUGUCCGAUUUUAGUUCCAGACAUUCAAUGGCAAACACCGCUGUUCGGGAGUUAAAAUGGCCGCGAACACGUGGAAGUCCCGAAAUGGCGGCUGAGCUUACAGUUCCCAUAGCGUUCGUGCGGUUGGUUUGAAUAAAAGUGCCCAUCAAGCAGGGAGGUAAAUUGGACAUAAUUAACAGUCAGGGUGGCCUGUUAAAGGCAGGUAAGCAUUCGCAUGGAGAAUGCUUACAAAAUACCGAACGGCUUUAUAAUCCAUAGGUCUUUUACAGUCAGACUGUGCUUCUUGUUACAGUCUCCGUAGUAGGUUUGUGGUUACUCUAGGUUUUUUGUUUUGUCAUGUGAAGUUGAUUAACAUUUUUGUUCGGGUUUUGAUGUAGGUUCCUGGUAAUGGAAUAUGCAGUGUUCUGUAUAAAUAUUGUAAUUUCGUUAAUAGGGACAUUUUCACCACCUCUAUGCGUCCAACACAUGAUACAAAUUUCCCCUCCCUAGAUUAUAGUACUGUUUUAAAGAUUGUAAGUAGGGGGUGGUAGUUAGUUUUGAAUGGGGAGGUUGUGAUUUUUUGUCAUUUUUAUUCCUAGGAACGUUAGUUUUGGGUAAAUUGAUGCUUAGGGCUUGUGUUUUGGUAACAUUUAAUUUGUAGUAUGAUAUCUGCCCGUAUGAUGUGGUGUGGUGCAUAAGAUUUGGCAGGGAAAUUUGUGGUUGGGUGAGGGUUAGAAAUAAAUACCAGUGGUAUAUCUAAUAGUGACCAUAAAGCUCAAAAACACCCGUGUGGUAUCCCCUAUACCAACACCAAAGAUACAUACAAUACAAACACAAUAGUUGGAGCAAAUAUUAUACUUUCCUCUCUUCUCAAUGAUUUCAGCAAUGCUGUGGAGACAGAGAGGUAUACAAAUAGUGCAGAUAACUCUAAGUUACAAUGUAAAAAUAACAUAUGCAAGGAAACACUCACAAAAUUAGAGCCAAUAUUAAACCUGGCUCUGGUAUGGAUGGCUUUAGGAUAUUUUAGGGGUGAUCCAAAUCAGUCUCUGGAUGGUCUGGAUAUCCGGUCUUUACUGUGGAAAAUUUCUCCCAAUAAUAAACUGCAGGGGAUCCAGAUAAGUAUAAAGUAAAAAAUAUUUAUUAGAUACAGAUAAAAUAAAAAAUGUAAAUAAAAUCUAUGAGAGAAGUAAAAUGCUGCCAAAACGCGUUUCGCCUAGCAUGGCUUCCUCAGUUGGCUGAAUUCUUGUUUGUAAGUCCAUACAGGUCUUUAAAUGCUAUGUAUAAUCCAAAUUUGCAGGGUUUUUUUCCCUGUGGAACGCAACUUGCAUUCCAUUCCUCCGUCUGCGUUUCACUUCCUGGUUCCAGUCACGUGGAGCCUCAGUAUUACUGGAACGAAUAACACUUCCUGGUUACGAUUUCCGACAUGAAUGGAACGCAUCGUGCGUUCCAUUAGAGUGACGGCACACCUCCAAUUUCCUCAUUUGUGCAGUCUGUAUGUGUGGAACGCACUCCGCGUUCCACCAAAUUUAGAAUCCUUUACCCUUUCUCGGUCUCUUAGUUUAUAUAAUAAAAACAGUCUCUAUACACACUGUAUUCCUAUAAAUUGUCCAACAGAAUAAUACAUCUUCUUGACAUGAAGUAUACAUUGAUAUUAACUAAUAUAAUUGGAGAGAUAGAUAAAUAAAAAUGAAUUAUAUCAAUAAAAUCAUCAUUUUACAUCUUAAAAUAACAUUAUAGCUACAUAAUGUAAUUCUUUAUAUAUAAUUGCGAGAUCUUUGAGUGUCAAUUUUUAAAGUGACAGUGCAAAUUUCAUUUAAAUAUUGCUAAAUUGUAUGUAAUUUAGUAGUGAAUCCAUUUCUAUAGUUUUAUGUGGACUCUCGAUAUCAUCCCACUUCACACAAAAUUCUAAAAGUGAGACAAUGAACCCAGACAGAUAUUAGUUAAAGUGACAUGUUGCCUAAUUCAGUAUUCUUAUUAAAGGAACACUAUAGUCACCUAAAUUACUUGGAUAAAUAAAGCAGUUUUAGUGUAUAGAUCAUUCCCCUGCAAUUUCACUGCUCAAUUCACGGUCAUUUAGGAGUUAAAUCACUUUGUUUCUGUUUACGCAGCCCUAGCCACACCCCCCCGGCUAUGAUUGACAGAGCCUGCAUAAAAAAACAAACUGGUUUCACUUUCAAACAGAUGGAAUUUACCUUAAAUAAUUGUAUCUCAAUCUCUAAAUUGAACUUUAAUCACAUACAGGAGGCUCUUGCAGGGUCUAGCAAGCUAUUAACAUAGCAGGGGAUAAGAAAAUCUUAAUUAAACAGAACUUGCAAUAAAGAAAGCCUAAAUAGGGCUCUCUUUACAGGAAGUGUUUAUGGAAGGCUGUGCAAGUCACAUGCAGGGAGGUGUGACUAGGGUUCAUAAACAAAGGGAUUUAACUCCUAAAUGGCAGAGGAUUGAGCAGUGAGGCUGCAGGGGCAUGUUCUGUACACAAAAACUGUUUCAUUAAGCUAAAGUUGUUCAGAUGACUAUAGUGUCCCUUUAAGGAAUAACCCAAUUAUCUCCAGGCAGAAGACACACAGUUGCCCAAAAACUUGGAACACUCCUUUAUACACAAGGUAUCCCCACACGUCCCCUGAUAGCCCCGAUGUGGGAGACCAACAUAUUCAAAUUUCACCCAAAUCGGUUCAGGGGUACUCAAAAAGUAUGGAAGUUUUAGUUCACCGACCGCACACGAGGCUCCUGCCCAAAACAGUUACACAAAUUCAGUGUGUGCGGUCGGUCAAUUCAGAGAAUAGCAUAAAAGCACGAAUGGAGCCUCCUGGCUCAUAGGAGCGAUUGCUCCCCGUGUUCGUAUGAACCAAGCUACCGGAUGGUGCUCUCCUAGCUGUUCGGCAACAAAAGGAAGCAGGCGUUCAUAUGUUUCAGCGGUGGUUCGGGAAGUCGAGUAUCCGAUUUUUAGUUCCACACUUUCGACAACCAAGUCCCGCUGCCUCCUUUCAUGCAAACAAGAUGGCCGCCGUUUUCUGGCAUUCGCAUUUACGAAUGGCGGCCGCCCAGAGAGCGCUUAAUAGACGGUUCCCUUUGAAGGUAAUGAGCCAGGAGGGUGGUCAGUUUUCGGUAGUUUAAUCUACUGAACCAAUAAAUCCCAAAUAAAAGAAUACAGCGGACAGUCACGAGUAAAAGAAGAAAAUGCUGAAAAUAAUUUGUGAAUAAAUUCCCCUUUAGUACACUAUUUCUGCCCAUUUGCAUUUGGUAGAUGUAACUACUGAACAAAGACCACCCCCCCUGGCUCGUUAAGCAUCAAAGACUACUUCAAUUGAGGCUUCUGUCUGUGCGGCCAGCGUUCGUACUGCCGAACACCACGUGGCAGAGAAAACCGCGGCCAUCUUUGUUCAUGCGAACAAAGGCAGCGGGACUUGGUCGUCGAGUGUAUGGAACUGAAAUCGGACACUCGACUUCCCAAACACCCGUCUCAAACAGACAAACGCUGGAACUCUACUUACCAAAUAGCUAGAAGAGCGCCAUUCGGUACUUUGGUGCAUUCGACAGAGGGGAACGAUCGCUGCUAAGAGCCAGGGGGUUUGUUCGGUUUUCUCCUAUUUCUAAAGUGACCGGCAAAACCCACCAAAUUCAUGGAACUGUUUUGGGCAUACAGCCCAGGAUGAGCCGGUCCCAGAAGACCUCCAUAGUUUUUGCGAACCCCUGAACCGAUCUGGGUGAAAUUCGGAUAUGUUGGUCACCCAGAUCAAGGCUAUCAGGGGACAUGUUAUUUGUGGGGAUACCCCAAGUAUAAAGGGGUGUACCAGUUAUUGGGGAAAAAGGUGAUUUUUCAACCUGGAGAUAAUUAAGUUAUUCUUUUAUCAGAAUUAAUUAUCUCCAGAGCUAGGGGAGGGAACUGUGGGUGUGUGUUAUGUUUUUACAGUACGUGAUUGUUGAAUGUUUGUCCCUCCCUGAGGGCUGUCCUCUUGCAUGGGGACUUGCAUAAAAGCCUGUGUGCACCCAUUAAAAGGCAGUUAAUUUUGUACCCUUCUUCUUGACUUCGGCUGAUGUUUGGGGAUUCGUGUGUUUCACUAAGGGAAUCCUCUUGUGAAGCUAUUGGAAUUACUAUAGGGUUUGUCUACUCUGUCUACCGAACGGAGGGCUAUAAUCAUUAAGGGUCUGGCGGUUCGGGAGGAAACUACCGAAUGAGGUUUAAAUAUACUUGGUUUCCUUACAACUGGUGGCAAGCGGAGGGAUUCGAAUCCCGAAUAGACGUUCUGAACCAAGCAAGGGCUCUACCUGACUCCCGCCUUGGAUCCAGCGGAUGGGAAUAAGCAACUCCCUUACUUUACAGCAACUUGCCGGGAAGAAAAGGACGUCUCCAACGGCUGAUACCCUCUUACUAUCUGGGUAGCUGUUACAGGACCUUCCCGGUAUUAUCUGCUCCCUGUCUCCCUGCCACUAAUUCAUCAUGAAUUAGGGUUGGUAGUAUUGACCCCAGUCGGCGGGCGUAGAUUUUAGCGAAUAAUUUAGCGUCUGUGUUGAGGGAAAUUGGUCUGAAGUUUGGGUCGGAGGUUUGCCAGGUUUUGGGAGUGUUAUGUGUGCCAGCUGGUAUUCCGCUGGCAGCGAUUUUUCUUGUGUGGCAGAGUUGAAUAAGGAUGUUCAAGGGUGGAGCUAAUUUUGUUGCGAAUUUUUUAUAGUAUACGUUUGUAAAGCCGUCUGGGUCUGGUGCUUUAUUCUUUGGUAGGGUGCGUAUGGCAUCUUCUACUUCUCUUAUGGAGACUAGGCUUUAUAGUGAGGUAAUUUGGUCUUGGGUGAGUGUAGGUAGUGGUGUGUCGUGUAGGUAGGACAUUGUAUCGUGGUCGGUCGGGUUGGUUAAUUGAUCAGAUUGUGCUAGGUUUUAAAGCUUGUCAUAGCACACUGCAAAUGUAUUGCUGAUGUCUAUGGGGGAAAGGACCUUCUUGUUGUCGUGUGUAAAUAUAUGUGGGAUUUUGGCAUUCGCUACUACUCGUUUCAGUCUAGCCGCUAAUGUUUUGCUGGCUUUGUUCCCUUGUGCGUAGUGUGUAGCUUUGAGCUUGUGUAAAAUAAAUCCCACUUGCUGCAGUGUAUGCGAUUUAAUCUUGUCUGUAAUAUCACUAAUUGCCUUUGUUGCUAUUGUUGGGUUUGUUUUGUUCUCGUUUGUGAGGUCUGUGAGUUGCUUGUGCCAGGCCACCCAUUGUGCUCUGUUAGUGUGUUCAAGAUGUGACGCUCUCUUAAUCAGAAGCCCCCUGAUCACUGCUUUGUGUGCUUGCCAUAUGGUACUUGCUGAUGUCUCCUGUGUCGUUUAAUUCGAAGUAUUCCGUAAUGGCUUCUUCGAUUUGUUUUAAGAAAGGAAGGUCUGUCAACAGUGACUCGUUGAGUCUCCACGGGCUUUGAGUCAUAGUUGUCUUUUAGGGUUAGUGUUAUCGGGACUUGGUCUAGAUGUUGGCUCUCUGUGGAAUCUAUCAAUUCUGGUGUAUGUGGGGGAAUAGUAAGUAUAGUUCCUGUCUUGUGGAUGUAGGACUUUCCAUAUAUCAUACAGUUUGUAGCUGUCUAAUCGUUUAACCCCUUAAGGACCAAACUUCUGGAAUAAAAGGGAAUCAUGACAUGUCACACAUGUCAUGUGUCCUUAAGGGGUUAAGAUAAGUUGUGCAUGCUUUUUGUUGCUUGGUCUGUAUGACUUUGGUUGCUCAGGAGGUGGUGUCGUUUUUAGGGUCUAGGAUUUGGUUGAAGUCCCCACAUAGGACUAGUAUUCCAUCUUGAGUCUGUUGUAAUAGGGUUUGGUCCUUAAGGGGUUAAACUAUUAGGACUUUAUGUAGGAAGUUUCUUUGAUUUGUGUUUGGAUCAUAUACGUAGGCUAAAGUGUAUUUGGUGUUAUUGAUCGUGCAUAGACCUUUAAGGUAUCUGCCCUCCUGGUCUAUCUGUGAGGAGUGGUGUUGGAAGGAGACUGCGUUGCUAAUCAUUAUUGACGCUCCUCUUGUUUUUUUUUUUUUUUUUCCGAAGUGGCAUGGAACUGGUGCGGGUAGAUGGAUGGUUUUAUAGUUGGUGGUGUUUUGAAGUGUGUUUCUUGGAGACAAAUCACAUCGGGCUGGUCCCUUUUGAGAUCUCUAAAGAGGCAGUGCCUCUUAUAUGGGGUGUUUAACCCUCUAGCAUUGUAGCUCUGUAUUUUCAUACUUUAGUGUGGUGUCUUGGGGUGCUGUGGUGAAGUCCAUCUUAGUAAUUCCAUAUUGUUCCUUCCCUUUUGAAGUUAUGCGAGUUUGAUGAUCUUAGAUUGUAAAGUCCAGCUGGAGAUUUAUUUAAUCUCCGGAAUGAAACUGGAGGUGGGGAUUUCUCCUGUUUAUUCCUCAGGGAUUGAGUUAAAGCAGUGUUAUGUUAUGUCCAGACAGGUGUACCAGCAUCUUUUAUUUUGAAUAUUAAAAUUCAUACAGUGCCAAAUAGGACAACAGUUUUCUAUUGAUAUGACCAUACUAUGGAUACUAUAGGCAGUUUGGCUGAAACUGGCCAAAAGCAUGUUUCGAAGAUGACAAAAACAUGAGGAUUUAUAAACACACACUGUAUUUCAGUUAAAUGCAUGGGCUUUGGUCACAUGAGAAUAGCCUCCUCCACGGAACAAGGGGCACCAAUGUCUAUAUAUUAUAAAAAUUAUAUACAGAUAAAUUAUAUUGCAUGGCCUCUUAAUUAAUAAAAAAAGACACUUUUCCUUUAACCUUAAUAAUUAACACAUAAAAACCUGUAGAUGCAUGUUUUUGUCCUGUGGAUUGUAGUAUUUAUAUUUGGUGUUUUUCUUCAAUAGGUAAAUUUCCCAAUAUUCAAAUCAAGCAAGAAGUUUUCCCUGUUGAUAUCCAGCCCCAAAACUACACCACAGGAGCCAAGGAAACUGCUACAACUGUCCCAGUGGAGGUAACUAUACAGAACCUGGGGAAAAAAAAUGGAAAGUCUCUAAAAAAGUUCAACCCCUGCAGAAGUAUUUCACAUAUCAAAGAUAAAGUUAAAGAUGGCUCUGGAACCCAUUCUGUGAGUGAAGGAAGCAUCAAAACAGAGCAGCGAGUUAAAAUGAAUUCUGCAGAGCCAAGCAAAGCAAAUUCACUCAAGUUUGAGAAUCGACCUCCGCACAGGAAGCACCCAAUGAAGAAACCCUUUGAGUGUUUGAGAUGCGAGAAGAGCUUUAACUGCAGAUCUCAUCUUGUUAUGCAUCAGAGAGUUCACACCAGAGAGAGGCCAUAUAUUUGUGCAGAGUGUGGGAAGACAUUCACUCAGAGUUCUAAUCUCUUUAGACAUCAAAGGGGUCACCGAGGCGAAAGACCAUAUGUGUGUACAGAAUGUGGUAAAACAUUUACCCAGAGCUCAUACCUCCUUAUCCAUCAGAGGACUCAUACUGGGGAGAGACCCUAUGCCUGCAGUGAUUGUGGAAAAAGUUUUCGGGUAAAUUCGACUCUUGUGAGACAUCAAAGAGUCCACAUGGGUGAAAAACCAUACACUUGUGCAAAAUGUGGGAAGUGUUUCACCCAGAGCUCCUAUCUCCUCAUCCACCAGAGAACCCACACAGAAGAAAGACCCUUUACUUGCUCUCAAUGUGGAAAAGGAUUCAAAGUCAACUCCUCACUUCUUAGACAUCAAAGGCUUCACCUAGGAGAUAAGACCUACACAUGCACUCAAUGUGGCAAAGAGUUCACAGAGCUAAUCAGACUGGUCGCACAUCAAAAAACUCACAGCUCGUCCAAAGAGGUGGCAGGAGGACUUGAUGAACUGAAUACUGAAGUGGGAAUAAUAUUGGGUUGGGAUCAGUGA
Molecule: messenger RNA, 55507 nt
Organism: Pelobates cultripes (western spadefoot toad)
Lineage: Eukaryota; Metazoa; Chordata; Amphibia; Anura; Pelobatidae
Source: the annotation of a GenBank genome assembly